Podarcis lilfordi (Lilford's wall lizard) is the source of this 47901-nucleotide messenger RNA. The record is from the annotation of a GenBank genome assembly. NCBI's taxonomy places the organism in Eukaryota, Metazoa, Chordata, Lepidosauria, Squamata, Lacertidae.
CCCCUCCAUUCUGACUGGGUUGCCCCAGCCAUGCUGGGCAGCUUCCAGCACAGAUAAAAACAUAAUAAAACAUUAAACCUUAAAAAGCUUCCCAAUACAGGGCUGCCUUCAGGUGUCUCCUCAAAGAUAUAUAAAUACUCAUCUCCUUGACAUCUGACGGGAGGGCAUUCCACAGGGUGGGCGCCACUACUGAGAAGGUCUGCCUGGUUCCCUGCAGCUUCACUUCUUGCAAGUGAAGGAACCGCCAGGAGGCCCUCGACGUUGGACCUCAGUGUCCGGGCUGAACGAUGGGGGUGGAGACGCUCCUUCAGGUUUACUGGGCCAAGGCCGUUUAGGGCUUUAAAGGUCAGCAUCCACACUUUUGAAUUGUGCUCGGAAAUGUACAACGUGGAAUUACCUUUUCAAAGAAUAUCCGCUCUAGGAAAACACUAACAUAAAAUCCAACUGAGGUCAACCAAACACCGGUCUCCGGGUGCCUUCCUCGGGAUGCGGGCUUCACGAGGCAAGAGCCGCUAAGCCGGGAAUCGCUACGAAUGCACUGGGCUAAUAAAUUAGCCGCUUUCCCUCUCCUCGUGCAAGUCAAGUUCGACAUGAAUACGCGACGCUCCCCUGCGUUUCAGGCGGCUGUCCUCGCCGCCCAGGGGAUGUUCCUGUUUUGUCGCAGAGUGAUGACGCCACGCCGCGCGCCGCCUCCGGAGCAGCUGACAGCCCCCCCCCCGCGAGAGUCGGAGAGGAAGGGCGGGGAGCUGGGCUUGGGCGAGCCAGGCCGGUGACAUGAGGCGGCCUCGGCGGCCGGAGGAAAAAGGGGACGGUGGGCUUUAGCGAGAGUCGGCGGUUCCCCUUUGCGGCGCCAUGUUCCGCCGCGCCAGGUUUAACGUGAAGCCCAACGUGAGACCGGGGGCGGCAGCGGCGGCGGCGAGGGGCAGCAACCCCAGGGGCAGCCCCAGCCCCUCAGGCGUCGCCGCGGCCCCGGACCCCGGUCCCCAGCCCGGCUCGGCAUCCGCCCUCUGUUCUUCUGAGGAUGCGGCUGCCUCGGCUCUCCCGUUGGGCGCUGCCGGAAGCCUGCAGCGGGACGACGGUAGCAGCCCCAGCCCCGAGGGGUAAGCUUCGCCUUUGACUAGGCUGCGCGCUUCCUUUCUCCACAAAAUAAAAGGAGCCCGUUUCAGGAGAUGAGCUGGAGCGCAAAAAGCUCUUUUUUUUGAGAGACGCGUUGAAAAUCGCGGGAACUGGUUCUCACGUGCACCUCCGACACCUGAUGGCCUGCGCCUGUGAAGGAACCCCUCGCAAAGGCCGGUGCUUCACGUCGCCUGGGACACAGUGCGGCGCUUUUAUCUGGAGUCACUACGCACGUGUAGUUGGGGUGAAUGGUGAACCAGCUCGGCGUCUUUUUGUUUUUAUUUCAGAAGAUUUAUAUACCUCUUUGAUUGUCGUAAACCCUCAAAGCACACAAGUGCGCAAUCGUCUAUUAUUUCUUCCCCGCCUUUAACCAGCAUGACUUUGAAUCUUAUUUAGAGUGGUGUGUGUCUCGUGUGAUUCUAGGGCUUGACGGAGUAGUCGAAAUUAUAGCUGGCGUUAGACAGUGCUACCAAGUUUAUGUAUUGCAGGUGUGGGGAGAAUUCGCAAUAUACAUUCUUUGGUUGGCUGUGAUGAAGAGCGAUAAUUCUAGACUUGAAAUAGUUGCUGUCUCCUGGUUCCAGAAACAAGGGUAGCUAAGUCAUGAUCUUCAAGUUGUUGCUGAAUCAUCUCUCAUCUUUUGCCAUAGAGGCUGGGCUGAUGAGACUUGUAGUUUAAUAGCAUCUACAGGACCACAAGUUUAGCUGCAUCUUCACUAAUAAUAAUAUGCAAUGUGUAUUAUACCAUAAUACAAUGAUAAUAUAUAAGUAUAUUAAUUAUAUAUGCGGCCAUCAUUCCGAGCUUUUAGUCAUUAAUUUGGAUUGUUCUGUGCUAUGAUUUCCGGUCUAUUUUAUGGUGUUUACCUUUUAGUGAUAUGGGGUAAGAGUAAUUUUUUGUAGUUAUUGUAGGAUGAGCACCCUUAGAAAUUUUGUUCUGUUGCAUUUUUUCUAUGUAUUUGGUUUGUAAAUUAUUGUUAACCUUUUUGUAUUAUUAUGUAUUAGUAAGUCAGAAAUGUCUUCUUGUGGAAAGUGAUGACUGAAUGUAUCAAAUAAUAUAAAUAGUAGAUUGCUAACAGUGAACUGUAUGUGGGACUCUAGCCAUCUAUAUUCUAAGUAGAUAUAAAGUUGUAAUAUUUUUUUGCUUUAAUUUUUUAUGUCUAAUCAGAAUAAGCAAUUUCAAAAAUAAACUCGUAAUAUGAUGUGAUUGCCUUUGUGGGAAUACAGUGCAUUUAUUUAUUUUUAAAACAGCCAGAUUACAAUUUUUAGAUUUCUCUCUUUUAAUCUUCCAGAAAUGAAAAGACCAACGCUAGUGGUGAUGGAGAUUGUAGUAGACAUGCAGAGACACUUCUGCAGAGAAGAAAACGAAUAUCUACAAUGCCUAAUCUUGCUAAACCACGAGUUGCACCACUAUCCACACAACGUGUUGCCACUUCAGCAUCAAAAUGUUCUCAAAAACAAGUACCUCAUUCUCCUGUUAUUUGUAACCCUCCACUUCAGAAGGACUUGCCGCCUUCUGAGAAGACCAAUGUGGAGAAUUCCCCGAAGUCUCCCAUACUUCCUGAAAAGAAAACUCCUGUUCCCCAAGUACCACAAUUCUCUCCAUUCAAAAAGUCUGUAAGUAAAGAGCCGAAUGCAUGUGUAACAGGUCAAAGAAGCGACGAAGCCCUGCAGAAGAACACAUCCUCACCCCUCAAAGAGAGACCAACGCAGGAAAGUCUGAUUCAAGAAGAGAUACCACACUCAAAAUGUAUUCCAGGCAAAGAGAAAAGAAUAUGUUCCGAUCGUGAGAAAAUAAUCAAAGCUCAGAAGCUAAGGAAGAUGCUCAAGGAAGAGUUGAAGAAAGAGAAGGUAUAACAACACUUCAGAGAUUUGGUUAUGAGGAAGAGGGGAAAGUAAUAGAAAGAGCAUAUAGCCUGAUUUCUGCAUAGAAGUCAUAUUAAAUCAAAUUUGGCAUUUGAUUCAGUAGUAUUGUCUCUGCCCUGAUUUUCUAAGGUUUUGGAUAGGAGAUUUAUGUAGUCUUACCUGGAGAUUAGCAUUCAAAGCAUGCACUUUGCCACUUCCACAAGACAUAUGGAAGCUCUUGAUGUCAUGAUAUGAUGCUUCCCUAUAAAAGGUAGUUUGCUAAAGGUUUCCAGUUUUUAAAGGUAAAAGCUGGCGUGACCCUCAGCAACAUUGUAUGAUACAUCAAUUUAUAACAAGGAUAAGGAAAUUAUGGUCCUGCAAAUGUUGUAGUACUGUACUAACUCCCAUCACCCUUGAUGCUUGGCCAUGCUGAUUAGAGUUGUUGGACGGUAUAGUUCAACAACACCUGGAAAGAGCAGCUCAGCCCAGCGGUUCUAUCGACCAACACAUUGCUUGGAUCCCUCAAUUGCUUUCAGCAGUUUGAGACCCAUGGGUGCUGCCUGGCUUUAAAAACAAAACAAAAACAAAAACAAAAAAACCCCACCAACACCUGGAAGGUCACUUAUUAGCUUGCCGGAUUUAGUAGCUUAAUGGCCAGCAGACAUUGAACUUUGCUUGUAUCUGGGGGAUGUCUUUUUGUAAGAUUAUCAUGGUUGUAUAGUAUGCUCUGAAUGAAAAAUGAUAUAAUGGAACUGGUUAGUGCCUCUCUUUAGAAGGUGGCAUCACAUGAAAUAUGAUUUUUAAAUCAAGCAUGCUACCUUUUAAAAUGGAAUGUGGGGGAGGACCUGUUAGGAUGGUCUGCCCUCGGAGUCUGAUGGAUCCAAUCAGUUUCCAGGUGACUUUGGAGGAUUUUCUGGCUGAUAUAUCUGGCACUCUUGUCGAAGUCCUAGCUGACCUCAGGAACAUUCGAAUGGGUUGCCAUGAUCACUCUUGAGCUCCUCCCCUGCUUUGUGGAGCCUAUUUGGCUUACUGGUUCACAACAGAGCUUAGGGCAAGGACACAAGCUAGGCGAGAUGGCUUCAACACAAGUAGAGGAAAACUCCAGUCAAAUGCGGUCAAACACUGGUGAGGGCUCUUCAUCAAGCCUACCUAGUGGCAGGGGGCAGACAGGUGUGGGGGACUCCAUGGUCCUGAAUGGGGUAACUGUACCCCUGAAAGAGCAGGUGCGAAGCCUGGGAGUCAUUUUGGACUCACAGCUGUCCAUGGAGGUGCAGGUCAAUUCUGUGUCCAGGGCAGCUGUCUACCAGCUCCAUCUGGUAUGCAGGCUGAGAUCCUAGCUGCCCGCGGACUGUCUCGCCAGAGUGGUGCAUGCUCCAGUUAUGAAGGCAGCCCUGUUUAGGGAAGUUUUUUAAUGACUGAUAUUUUAAUGUAUUUUUAAUCUGUUGGAAGCCGCCCAGAGUGGCUGGGGAAACCCAGCCAGAUGGGUGGGGUAUAAGUAAUAAAAUUAUUAUUAUUACUAUUAUUAAUAAUAAUUACUGAAACCUAUACACUGCUUUUCUGCAUUCAGUGCCUAAGGCAGCUUAGACUAUUAUAAAAACACAUAAAAAUAAUCAUAUUAAAAGAAAACAAUACAUACAGUUAAAACAGAGUAGUUGCAAUUACUCCAGUAAAAAAUAACAAUAAAAUGAGCAGUCAAUUAAGGUUAAUGAAAAGCUCCCACAAGGCCACUCAGAAAAAGAGCAACCAAGUUGUCAUAAAUCUGUCUAAAAAAGAAGGCUUUGCUUAUAUAUUUGUUACAAAAUAUAUGAACUUGAUUUUAACGUAUAGACUCCCAAUAAGAAAGCUGAUUAAGUCUAAAACCCUAUCAAACUCAUAUAAAUGUUAAUUUUUAUGUCUAGCAACAACAGAAAUAUAAAUACCCAGUAAUUGAAAAAAGCAUGCCAGAAGAUCGUUCAAAAAUGGUUAUGAGGGACUUCAUAUACUAUCUGCCUGAAAACAAUCCAAUGAAGUAAGUACACAUUUUAUUUUUUAUUGUAAAUGUAAAUUGUUUUUAUAUAUUUGUUAUGUCUUCAUUUUAUCCUUCCUUUAAGAUACCCAGGCCUCCUCCUUUUCACUUUUCAGGCUUGUGGAAAAUUUGGGAUUCCUUGUUAAGUUGCUUUAAAUAAUAUCAGCUUUCUCUAUUGUCCAUGGGAAAACAUCAGGGCUCAUAUAAAGGAAUUUUAAGUAAUUAGAUUUCUAAAUAAUUCAUAGUUGUCUUGUUCUGACAACCAAUAAAUCACAUAGAUACAUUUCUCCCCAAUCCCACUGAAGUUUGUGUGAAUAAACCUAAUUAAAUUAAAAGCCUAAUAUUUCACAUUAAAGUGUGCUCUGAGUAGGAUGGUAAAUCACACAGGUAAACUGCAGGAGUGUUCACUAGUUGCUGUCUUCAAAUUUUAUUUUAAUAAAUGGCUAAUGAAAAUUGUGCUUUUUAUAUUUAAUAGAUCUUCACUGGUGGAAGAAAAGAAAUCCGAAAAGCCUUCUACAGUGACUCAAGCAAAAGAGUAAUUUUUUUGUCCCUUCUUUCAAAUAGAACUAGUGAUCUGUGCAAUAAUUUAGCACAGAGGGAUUUGUAUGAAAAAGAUGUCUUUGUUUAAUGUUAUUGAAACUGAAUUAUUGCUCUAAAUAUUAUAAUCCCAGAAUUUUUUUCUUUUACUUGAAGAUAAUACUGCUUUGGGCAGUGUAUUGUAAUAAAUUACCCAUAUGGUAAAACUCUGCUAGGACCAGUUUAGACAUAAUCCUAGCUAAGACCAAGUACAAGUUGUGUUCUUGGGUACAUGGGUUCCCCAAGCUUCUUCCCUCUCACAUGGAAACUCACUGUACCUUAUCUGCACUGUCUUUAACAGUUGUGGGCAAGAAAUUCUCAGCAGAAGUCUUGUGUGCAAGUGGGUUACCAAAAUUGGAUUCCACCUUUUGCCUGCACUGAUAUUAACCAUGUUUAACCUUAAGUCUUAAUCCAGCAUUUGAUUCUUGAUUUCAAAUGCUGGCUUAGGAGUCCCCAGGGUUAGUACAAAAAUAAUACCAUGGUUGAUGGCAGCAAGAGAAAUAUUAGUACAUCAGAGGAGUGAGUUAGGAUUGUGAUUUAUUUAUUUAUUGCACUUUCUCAUCUGCUAGUGGAUGCUGGCUCUCAACAGCCAGCUUAAAAUAUAUGCCUAUUUAAAGUGUAUGUGCAAGAACACAUUACAGUCUUCUGAAAAAAGGUGUACAGUAUAAUGACAGUUGUUUCCAGUGCCAUGGUUGGAAGUAACUGAUAAGCGCUUGGGCCAUAGAAAAGAAUUUUUAUUUGAAAAGGAAAUGUGAAGAAAGUUCCCUGCUACUUAAACUGUUAUCUCUUCCCAUUUCAGGCCUGAAAUCAUUCUUGAAAGCGAAAAUGAGGAAGAUGAGGAUGAAGAAGAAGGGGGAGAUGAUGAUGAUGGCCCUCUUCUUGUACCUCGGGUAAAGGUUGCGGAAGAUGGUUCGAUUAUUCUCGAUGAAGAAAGGUUAGGUUUUGUCAUUUUGUAUCUGCUUUAGGAAAAGAACAAACAUUUGCAGAAUUUCUUGGCUCAAUAUAUCUUGCUGCCUGAGGCAAAGCUGAAAUAGUACUUCCACCUCGGCUAAGACCAGCACUUUAAGAAAGCUGCUGCACCAUUCAGAUACCAAUUCUUGCCUUAAUUCCUUCCUUUUCUAAGUUUGGAAUCUAUGAACUCUUACCUGGGAGUAAUACCUAUUGAGUUCGGUGGAACUACUUUUGAGUAGACCUGCAUUGGACAUUGCUGCAUUUCCCCUCUGACUCUGUUUCGGUCUCACGUAGGCACUUUCUUUCUGUUGCCCCCCCUUCAAUAUCAUAUGCUCAGUUUUAAACUGCAGAGGACGGGGAGCAGAGAUUUGAGGCAGUGGGAAUAAGUGGUGGCGGCAAGGGAGCUUGUCCUUUUUAAUUAUAAAAAGAAAUUCUGCCUGUGGAAAGUAUGCCAAAUCUGUCACCUGAGUGCUUUGCCUCCGGUUGCCUAAUAGCCAGCUGGGCCCUGGAACUCUUAAGGCUUCUUGUUUCUCACAUUGAUCUUAAUGGUUGCUGGAUUAGUGAACUAUAUUCAUAUUGGCACGGAAUGCUAACUUAAGGCCAUACUGGAGUUCACUGAAAAACUGUAAACUGUUCAUUAAAGUGUUUGCUAGUAAGAAGAGAAAUUCUAGUAAAUUUGAGGUGGGAAUCAAUUGGUCUUCACUAUUUAUUAAGACAGUUUUCUUGCAACAUUUCUUUUGUAUUCUAAUAUCUCUCAAUUUCACAUUUAGCUUAACUGUGGAAGUUUUAAGGACAAAAGGGCAAUGUGUGGUAGAAGAUAAUGAUCCCAUCUUUGAGCGUGGAUCCACAACAACCUACUCAAGUUUCAGGAGAAGCUAUUAUACCAAGCCAUGGUCAGAAAAAGGUAGGUGCAGCUCAGUUAUGUUCUUUGCAUUUGGCUUUGAAGGACCCCUGGACGGUUAAGUCGAGUCAAAGGUGACUAUGGGGUUGCGGCGCUCAUCUCGCUUUCAGGCCGAGGGAGCCAGCGUUUGUCCACAGACAGCUUUCCAGGUCAUGUGGCCAGUGAGACCAAACGACUUCCGGCGCAACGGAACACCGUGAUGGAAACCAGAGUGCAUGGAAACGUUGUUUACCUUCCUGCCGCAGCAGUACCUAUUUAUCUUCUUGCACUAGUGUGCUUUCAAAUUGCUAGGUUGGUAGGAACUGGGACCGAGCAACUGGAGCUUACCCCGUCAUGGGGAUUUGAACCGUUGACCUUCUGAUCAGCUAGCCCAAAAGGCUCAGUGGUUUAGACCACAGCGCCACCCGUGUCCUUGGCUUUGAAGACCUACACUCUUUUAAGUAUUUUGGCUUGUAUGGUUUGAGGUAGACAAUCUAGUGCGAGUGGCAAGAGCUGCAUGCAUCCUUAUCUUCUUUCUAUCCUGGACUUCAGUCACUGCAAAAGAAUGGAGUUACUGUCAUGGAAUCCUACUCAAUAUUGAUCCAGUGUAGAUUCCAAUGUCUAGUUUGCAGAGUAACAAUUUUAAUACAUUGCAGGAUUUAAAAAAAAAAAGAGACCAGAGGCAAUUGUAUUUCAUCCAGCAGAGCUUUACUGCUACUGAAGGCAAAUGAGCAUAGUAGUCACAAAUCCAAUACAUUCAGGAUUGGCAUUGUCCAUAAGAAAUCCAGUUGAGGCAGACUUAACUUAAACUUACAGUAACUUAUAGUCUAAACCUUAACACUAAGCAUACUAUGUACAGAAGGAAAAGAGACAGAAAGAGAAAAGUGAAACCCUGGCUCCUUCUGGCCUUAUUUUUAUAGUCAGCAUGACCUUGACUGAAAGAGAUAACAGGACCAGUUUAAGCCAGCUGUACUCAGCUUCUCUGAAGGAAUAACCCAAACAUCAUGAACCUUCUGCUUGUUUCUUUCACACAGAGAAGCUUCCAGAACCCUCUUGAAUUAAUUAGAAUAGAAAAGAUCUCUGCAUGUCAGAUCAAUACUUUCUGCACUAAGAAAUGCAAACUGACAGUUGCACCAUGUAACAUAAUUUGUAUUUUUUUACAAUCCAUGGUGUGUGUGUGCAUGCAUGCAUGCAAGCAAGUUAAUUGCAAGAGUAAGUCUUAGUGGCAUUUACUGCUGCAAAGAGUUAUAGUGCCUUUGACUUUCUGUGCAAAUCUGGCAGUAGCGGUCAAAUGAUUAUGUAUACUACUGUAUCCAUAUAAUCUCAAGUAAUUCUCAUGUUCUGUUUCUAUUAUCAUGGGCAGCCACAGUGGUGCCCAUACACAUUGUUGGACUGCAGCUCCCAUUAGCCCCAGCCAGCAUAACCAUUAGUGAGGGAUGUUGGGAGUUGUAGCCCAACAACAACUGGAGGGCACCAGGUUAGUUACCCCUACUCUAGAUCCACUGUACAGAGUUAAAAAUAGCUGGAUGCUAAUUGACAGUGUUUAUCGGUGUGCUUUAAACUUGGUGACUCACACUAAUUAUUCAUUGCUGCCAGAGGAAGACUUCGCGCCGGGCUCCCUAGGGCUGCGCAGAGCUGCACAGAGCCCGGGACUGCAGGCAGCUCUGCGCAGCCCUCGGGAGACCGGCGCGACUUCGUGCCGGUCUCCCUACGGUUGCGCAGAGCUUCCUGAAGCCUGGAGAGCGAGAGGGAUCGGUGCGCACCGACCCCUCUCACUCUCCAGGCUUCAGCGAAAGCCUGCAUUCGCCCCAUAGGACGCACUCACAUUUCCCCUUCAUUUUUGGAGGGGGAAAAGUGCGUCCUAUAGGGCGAAAAAUACGGUAACUUAGUUCUGCACCCUAACAUUUGGAGUGAAUAGUUUAAAAUCCUUUUCACCGAAAAACAGAACUGUGUUUCACUGAAUUGUAAAGCUAUGCAACCCUUAUUAAAAUGCGCAGUACAAUGCACAGUACAGUAGCUAAUGUUAGUAUGAAAUAUUAUCCAUUUCAUAAUAUGCAGCUAAAGGGAGACGGUAUUUAGCUGAAUUUGGACAUUUAUUGAUCAUGAGAUUAAAAUUUAUAUACCAAAAUUGCUCAUAAAAAAUGGCUAAAUUGUUUUUUUCCUCUCUUACAGAAACAGACAUGUUCUUCUUAGCUAUAAGUAUGGUAGGAACUGACUUCUCGAUGAUUAGUCAGCUUUUUCCUCACAGAGCAAGAACAGAGAUUAAGGUAAGCACUGAAAAAACCCCCAAAAUCAAUUGAGAAGUGAUCAUCUGGUUGUGGAUCUAUCCUUUUAUGCUGUUCUGUUAAAAAUUUGAACAGAUCAUUUCAAUUGAGUUUGCUUCUGUAUCAGCUAAUGAUCUGAGAAUGGCUUAUAUAGCAUAACUUUCUGUUUUCAGAAUAAAUUUAAACGUGAAGAAAAGGCCAAUGGAUGGCGAAUAGAUAAAGCAUUCAGUAAGUAUUACCACAUGUUUAAUCAUUUUUUUCAUUUAGGGCAAAUGGUGUGUGCACUCUAGCAAAACUAAACUAAAAUUGCAUAACUGUACCUUUUUACAAUAGAUAAAUAUUUUGAGUAAAGGGUCUGUUUCAUUGCUCUGUUAGAUCUCGUUCUUGAUAUUCAGUAAAUAUUAUGUUUUUUCUUGUUAUUAAAGAGCAUCAGGACUACAUGUAUUUUAAAAUACUAAUUUAUAGUUGCAUGAACUUUCAGUGACAAAUCCUUUCAGGACAACAGACGCUCAAGACGAAAUUAUUAUUUUUAGCUGGAAUGUUUGUACAUAAAAUAAUCAUCUCCCUUUUUUUACAGAAGAAAAAACGCCAUUUGACUUUGAUUUCUUUACAAAACUCCUUGAGAAGGUCCUGGAAAAUGAAAAGAGAAAAAAGGAUAAGGAUGCUAAAUGUCAGCAUCAAAAAGAAAAAAAUCCCAGUGAGAAAAAAACACUCAAAAAAAAGCGAAAAGGUAUUUCUAAGUACUUAAAUGUAUUAAGGAGUAAAAGUAAAUCCUAUUUAUUAUUAAACUUCUCUUCUAAGAUCUGAUGGAGCCACUGUUUUGCAUUCCUUCUGUGUGCAAUGUUAGAUUUGUCAGUGUAGACCAGGGGUUGGCAAAUUUUUUUAGCCGCAGGCCGGUCCACUCUCCCUCAGACCUGUGGCAGGCUGGAGAAGCAGCACUGGGGUUGGGGGGGGAGCUAGAAGAAGAGGCGAGGGGGGCAAGUAGUCCUCCUUCCCACCCCCCAGCCGCUGCGCUUACCUUCCCAGGGGCUGCUGCUGCCGCCACCACUGCCACCACCACCAUUGCUUCUUGUGGGUAGGCAGAGGGAGUUCGUUCGCUCCGCUCUCUGGCCCACAGGAGCACCAGGGCGGCGAUGGUGGAGGGAAGAUGAAUGGCACGAAAGGGCUGGCUCUGGAGAGGGGCUGCUUAAAAUGGCCCCCAGCCAGCUCAGCCCAGCCCCCUUCCUCCUCUAGGCACGGCGGGGAGAAGCCAGGAGGAGGGAGGGAGGAGGCGCCGCCGUGGUGUGUAUGAGGGAGGGAGGGGGAAUGGAACAGAAAAAAAUAUGGUGCAGCCCGAAUGAACAGAAUCCCCACGCCGAUCCACGGACAGUCCAUGGGCUGGAUCCUGAAGGCAGUUGGGCCUCAUUCGGCCCCUGGGCCUUAGUUUGCCAACCCCUGGUGUAGACAGUACUGCACUCUAGAAAGCCUUUCCGAAGGCUUGAUUGGCAAUGAAGGCUGCAAAAAUACUUUGCCUUACAGGCAUUUCACAUGGUGCAUGUUUGAUUGUUGCUUUUUUCAAUGCGGGAAUUAGUUUUGUUUUGAUUUCUUUCACUAUUUUCACAGGUCUAGGGCUUGUUCUGUCUUAUCCUUGGGUUUUUAUUUUAAUUUAAUAUUACCAUCUUGAAUAGUUUUGAUUGGAAUAUGUCACAUGCAUAGUCACAUUGGGUGAUAUCCAAUGGUGCCCAUCUGCCGGCAGAAAAAACUUUGGCUUCUCCUUCUCUGUUGGAUAGAUUUGCUGCAGAGAAGGAGAAGUCCUAUUCUGUUAUGUUGUAUUUCUCUUAUUUUCAUAUAAUAUUGGGGUGUAUGUGUGGAAUUAAUACUUUUCCUCACAGCUAAAACUGUCUUUGGGGUUGGGGUACAGUGGAGGGAAGGAGGACUGAUGGAAAGGAAAGCAGAAUACCUUGAAUAAUCUUAUAUGGAGAAAGUAGAAUUCUAUUUUUGUUCUUGGGAUUUUGAAAAAAAGCUUUUUGGUAUUUUUUUUUAGCUUCCUUGUUGAGAAUUGUCUUGCUGUAGGUAUAUUUACAUUGUAUACUUUGAUAGCUAAAGUUGUCAAUGGACAAGCAAACCAUGGUCAGGAUGACCCGCAGAAUGCCAGAAUUUCUGAUGCAGAAAUGGAAGUGGAUGCUGGCACAGCCGAAAAAGAGAACGAAGAAUCUCCUAGCAUUUUGGAGCAGGCAGACGGGCAGACAGUUACUGAAUCAGUGAUGGUGAAAAAGAAGAGAAAAAGGAAGAAAAAAGAUUCUGAACAGGAGGCAGAGAAUCUUCCUGACGAAAGAACUAAUUCUGCAGAAGUGGCUGAGGGAGAAAAAACUAGAAAGAAAAGUAAGAAUCUAUAAAUUGUUGCUACUAUGUCACAGUGUGCAUGUGUGCUGAUUUUGAUAAUCUUCUUCCAGACGCUAAACUAUUUAUUGCAAGAUAAAACAGCCUUAGUAACACAACCAGAUUUAAUAAUCACUCAACUGAAGCUCAUUUACUUCAUCUUAAUGACAAGUGUACAGCAUAAAUAGAGAUGAUUUUCAUCUUGAAUUUGAGACUACUUUAAAACCUGUACAGUGGUGCCUCGCAAGACAAAAUUAAUCCGUUCCGCGAAUCUCUUCGUCUUGCGGUUUUUUUGUCUUGCGAAGCACGGCUAUUAGCGGCUUAGCGGCUAUUAGCGGCUUAGCGGCUAUUAACGGCUUAGCGGCUAUUAACGGCUUAGCGGCUUUAAGAAAAAGGAAACAAACUCUCAAGAACUCGCAAGACAUUUCGUCUUGCGAAGCAAGCCCAUAGGGAAAUUUGUCUUGCGGAACGACUCAAAAAACGGAAAACUCUUUCGUCUAGCGAGUUUUUCAUCUUGCGAGGCAUUCGUCUUGCGGGGCACCACUGUAUGUAACAAAAUGGCUUGAUGUGCAUCUGCAAGUAGUUGGAUACAAUAUGUGUUGUAUUCCCAAAGAUUUGUAGGCUGUGCAAUUGCACAUCAUUGUUCUUUAUUUCAGGGUCAAUUAUGAAAAGCGAGUUUUAUAAUGGUUUAUAUUGAAUUGUUGCCAUAGUCACAAGAAUAUAUCCACUUGAAGUUAUUUUGUUAAUUUAUUUUUCAUUAAUUUUAUGUCAUUUAUUACAUUGUAUUUUCAGGAACUGUUGUCAUAGUUAAAGUGCCAUAUUAAUAAUUUUGAGAAAUAAUGAAAGAUUCCGCUUACUGUUAAAUAAAUUCCAUAUACUGACUGGCAUUAGAAUGGCUGGGUUAGGGAGGACAUUGUGUAAUUUUCUUUUUCCUUCCUGUUAACUUAAAUACAUGAUUAAUGCUUUGUGACAGUGGGAAAUCACAGAUCACUUUAGGAAAUUGCACUUCUUUCAGACUAGAGUCCUUCCAGUAAAGGAAACCAGUAAAUUAAAUGCUCUUCAUCAGAUCCACUGAAUAGAGUGCAAUAGAAUUAACUGGAUCUGGUAGGAGGAAGCUUUAAUUAAAAGCAUAUUAGUUAUUCAAAAUCAUCCUGCCUGCCCAUAACAAAUAGACCAAUGGUGUAACUGACGAGGAAAUGACCAAAGAUCAAUUUGGGAAAAUGGGAAUAAAACACAAAAAAUAUUGAAAUGUAGUGCUUUUGAAAAUUGCCAUCUGGAUAGUAAUUUCAAAGAAAAAAGUUAAUGUGGAAGCAACCAGAGGCUCUGCCUUUUAAGUGUGUUUGAGUGGUAAUUGCUUCAGUGGACAUAUAAUGUUCAACAAUACAUUGUCAGGAAAAAAUCUACCAUCUAAUGUGGAGAUAAAUGGCACAGAAGAAAUUGGUGAGGAACUGGAAGUCCCUGAUGAAGAAACGCCUGCCAAAACUCUUCCAUCUGUUGAAGAAGACCCACAGGUGGAUGAAGAGACAGAGGGAGACCUUGGUUCAACUUUAUCUGGGUAAUAAGAUACAUUAUCUUUGCAGAAUUAUAUGAACAAGCCUUGUUACAAAGUGUAAAUAUAACAACUUUAUUAUUUCCUUUCCAAAAGUCUCCUAAAGAUUCCCUGCAUUGCUGUAUUACAUAGAGCCCAUUUCAUUUGCCACUCAGAUGUGGCUGACAAAUCUGCCUUAAUUUUCUUUAUAUGGAGCUAUUGAGUUUUUUAUAUACAGAAACAAACAUUUUUUUUUGUUUGGAGAGUGCAUAGGAGCAUUCAAAACAAAUGUCAUAGCUUGCUUUCUCUUUGGGCUGGGAGAAAGAUAGCACACCUCUAUAGAAUCUCAUAGGCAAAUAUUGAAUAACUGCAGUGUGCUGUGAACUUCUUUUUACUUGCUAUCUGUGUGUGAGCAGCAGUCUUCUGCUUGAACAAUGUGGCUUCAUCUUCUUUCCUCCCACCUGUAGUCCCCUGCCCCAUGCAGCCCCACAUCUGCUCUGAAAGGUUGCAGGGGGAAGAGAAUUGGAAGGCCUAUUGUGUGAACAGAAGUGUGCUUGCACAGUGCUGAAUUUUGCCUUCAGAUACACUGUUUGAGUAUUGGAGGGGGUCCUUUGACAGGACGUUACAGUGCAGUCCUUUAACUCCAGCGGGGCAGCAGUGGAGUGUGAUAGAAUGGCAUAGCCACCUCCACAUUUCCUCUGCUCAUGCUUCCUGGGGCAGAAGGCAGUGGGAGGUAAAAACCCUGUCACGCCAGCCUGGAAAUGAUGCAGUGAUAAGGCCUGAGGCUGAGUUUCUUGGGGGAGUGAUGCCAGUGGAACUGUUUUGGGCUUGGCCACUCCCAAUUCCCACCCCGAGCAGCACAGUGGAUGGGCAGAGGGAGGGGGGCUGGAUUCCAGCCUUAGCCUUAUAUGAGUAUACAAAUGUGACAAAUAAAAUAAUAGGUGUUAGAUUUAGACUUCGUGCUAAAUUCUUGCCCAGCAAGUGACUCUCGGGGUAAUCCUGAUGAAAGCCCUACCUUAUCUUUGUUUUCCAGCUGUAAAAUAGGAAUAGUGAACUAGUCUUCAACAGUAAUUGCGAUGAGAUUGCACAUGAACAAUCGUGUGUAAAUGCCAGUAAAGAGAGAAGUGAGUUUGAGCGCUUUUCGCUUAUCAGUCUCUUUGAGCAAGCCUCUGUCUCAGUUAGCACAGUUGGUGAAAGACAAAAGUGAAAGACAAGAAUCUGCCAUGAGCCUAUGGGGUAGAGUAGGAAAACCAUUAAUGCUUUCUUCAUAUUCUUCUUACCUUUACAGUAUUCAGAAAGGUAAUGAAUUCCUAGACAUGGAUUCUGGAGAAGCAGAUGAUUCAGAUGUGAGUUCUGAGCACCAUGUUGGGCAGCCUUCAGAGUCUCAGAUGUCUCUCAAAACAAAUAAAGAAGGUUUUGAAGAAAACAGUUCAGCAAAGGUAAACAAUAUGUACAUGCGAUUCUAGCCUACUUCCUAUUUCAAAGAAACAACUCAUAAAAUAAAACCCACAAGAAGGCAGUGAAUGCCACACUUAAGGUUUCUGUUCUGAUUCGGCAUAGAUUCCUGCAUAUGGAUAUUGCUUUUGGAUAUGGCUAUUAUGUACAGAACAGGGUGGGGGAGGUAGUGCGUUGAAGACAUUGCGCCUGCAUUUGCAGGCCUACUACCAGAUAAGAGGUUUUAUCAUCUCUGAUAGCUUAUUUGGACAAGGACUCAUACCAAAUGUUCUGGGAGCUCACUGAUCGUUUCCCAUUUCUUUGUUCUGGAUUUGUUCUUUCGGGUAAAACAACUCAGAAUGAGUGGAGGACCAGCUGGGUGAGGGACUAUUUCAGCCUUCUUCUUCUUCCCAGCUAUUUUCCCACUUAAAAUUGCCUUCUUCUCAAAUGCCUUUUUUCCUUGAGGAAAAACAAAUAAACCAGAACCUGUUUCACUUGGGGAGGAAAGCAGCCUGGGAGAGGAGACAAUUCUGAGAGAUGACUUAGGUGAGGAGGAAAGGAUUAAGCAGUCAUCAACCCACAUGGGGAAAACGUUCAUGGAGUAUGCAUGUCCACCCGGAGAGUGCCUGCUAUUUGUUCAGUGGGGGAGAUACACAGCAGUCUGCAAAGAUUUUUGCUUCGUAUGCACAAGCUGUAAAAGCUUCUGACACAUCAUCAUCACUAUUAUUAUAUUUAUGUAUUUAUAUAUUACAUUUAUAUACCACCUUUAUCUUCCAAGGAGCUGAAGGUGGUGUACUUGGGAGCUGACUGAAAUUCUACUUUAGUUCAAUUUCCCCCCAGAGAGUGAGAGAACAAUAUGUGGGGUUCCCCCACCUUCAACCAUGACACACUCAUGAAAUUCUCAUCAGUGUUCACUUCUGUUUUGUAGAGAAGUCAGCUUAGUGGGUAGAGGUUCUUGCUCCCAGGCAUAGCCUCUCCCUUAAUCAUUAAAGAAGCCAGGACCAUAAGAUCAUACUAACUGUUCUGAUUUCCUUGCAGAAUGAAGUAGCAGAGUUAGAUCAACCAGAUGAAAAUACAGCCUUUCCAAGUUGUAAUGAUGAGCUUAUGUGAGUAAAAUAAUUUUAUGUGAUUCCUAUUUCCCCACAUCUAAUGAAACUAAUCCUCUAACCUGAUUUGGUGGGGGGGGGAGGCUUUCAAACAAGUUUGGAGUUCAGGUGAGCUCUCUAUGGAUAAAGUAGGAAGGAGGGUCAUGUCUAUGAUCUCAUAACUCCUAUUCCUGGUUCUCAGCCUUGCUUUUAAUUUAUUACAUGGGCUUGGUAAAGUUGGUCUGAAGAUUUUAGAAAAGAAAACUCACUACCAUUUGAAGUGAAUAAAAUAACAGAAAAGAGGUGGAAAAUAUAUGAUGGGUGUGAGGUCUAUUUGCCUAAAGGAAUCUGUCUUUUUAAUUUCAUAUUUGCUUUUCUAGAUUGCAAUCCUAUGUAUGUAGAUUCAGAAGUAAGUCUUAUUGAGUUCAGUGGGGCUUACUUCCAGGUAAGCACAUAGGAAUGGAACCUAUUCACCUUCCUACAAAGGUGUGGCAUUGGAAUAUAAUGUUCCUUUUGGUCAGUGGACUAACAAGAUCACAAAGGCUUUGUAACAGAGACUUUAUAGACCUUGUGAAUACCUAAAAUCCUCUGAAUACCUGUUGCUGGAAUUCACAAGUGACAAGAGUGCAGUUGUGCUCAGGUCUUGCUUGGAGGUUUCCCAUAGACAUUUGGUUGACCCCUGUGACAACAAGAUGUGAGAGUAGAUGGGCCUUUGGUCUAAUCCAGCAGGGCUCUUUGUAUGUUCCUAUUUCUGUUCCUUCAUGUUUAUAGAAGUAGAUCCUCUGCUGUGCAAGAUUGAAAUACAUAGUUUGAAUCCAAAGGUGUGAGUAUUGUUUGAGUGGCAAGUCUUAGAUUUUUACCAAUUUCUCCAUGCUGCAGAAAAUUUCUAGGCUGCUUUGCAUGCCUUUCUGGAAACUCCUGUAACACUCAGAAGUGACUUUUGGGACACAGGGGGCUUCAGCAGGAAGUGACUGGCAGGAAAAUAUAAUAGAUGGCACCACCACUUCUACAUCCCAUAAUAAAUUAUGUUAACUAAGACGGUUGGUGAUGGACUAGAUUUGUGUGUUUUGGAAAAUAUAAAUAUAUUCAAUUUAACUUCAGGGAAACGGAUAGAGCAGCUAUUGAAAAGCCCACAGUGGAAGGACAGCUACAGAGACUUGCAUCAGAACCGUCAGAAGAAAAAGAACUUCCAGUUAAUGACACAUCUGAGGGCAAGAUUUCUCUUUCAGAGGUUCUGGUUGCUGCAGAAAAGGUAUGGGACUAAAUAAUUUUAAAUUAAUACAAGCUUUUCUUGUCUCUUCUGUGCACAUGGAAGCUAUUUUAAUUUCACAACCCAAUCCUGUUUUUCAGAGGGCUCAGGAGAUUGGCUGCAUUGUUGCACACACCCCUGUUGUUGUUAUUUCAAUUUGUAUACUGCAUUUUAUCAAAAGAUCCCAGGGUGAUGGACAGCAUUAAGGACACAUUUUAUGGAGCAUAAUAAUAAAAACAUAAUACAAAGCACAAUAAUAGACAGCAUAAUGAUAAUAACUCUUAUCUAAGUUCUUUAUGUCUCUUUCGUUUAGAGUUCUGUGCAAGAUACGACUGCUAACAUAACUGGACCUACCAUAGAGCAAACAGACAGAGCAAGCAAUGAUGUGGCAAGUGAAUCCCAGUAAGUAUAUGUAAAGUAGAAAGACUGAAAAAUAUGUCUUACAGUGUGCACCACUCACUAUAUUCAGCUGUGGUGAAGGAAGCAGCUCCUAAUGGUGCCUACAGAAUGUCAUCUCCUAAUCAGACACUGUAGGAACUAUUAGGAGUUAAGCAGCUUAAACUGAUUUGUGUUUCUUUGGGAUAGAAGAGGAGGUGACAUUGUGGAGGAAAGUCUUGCUUUGAUACGGAACCAAAUCUAUCCUUUUUAGAGAUGAGUCAAAUAGUACUAAACUUUAACAGUAACAGAGCAUUAGGCAUAACUGUUGGAAUGAGUGGAAACUAAAAACAGAACUAUUCACAAUUUCUUUUUGGAUUUUUUGCAUUUGAAAUACUUAGACAUUUUAGGGAAGGGAUGGGGAAUCAGGUCCCAUCCCCGAUGUUGUUGGACUAUAGCUCCCAUCAUCCCUGAGCAUUGGCUUUGCUGACUGGCGCCGAUGGGAGUUGUAGCUCUACAAAAUGUGGAGGGCCGCAGGUUUUCCAUCUCUGUUUUGGAGAGUAUAAAUAAUUGUUUUUAUAAGUUAUUUGCAGGUUUUGCCUAAAGAGUGCUGGGAUUAUAAUUUUUUCUCUCUGUGUGUUUCCAGAGACACUCAAAAAGGUCCUGUAGUGAGAGGCCGUCGGCAGAAACCUAAACCUAAUAUAUUGAAAGUGUCCAGCAGAAAAGAAGCACCUCUCCAGGAAAAGCCAGAAAAGCCAGAGGCUAAUGAAACAGUAGGAAAGGUAUUCUCUAUGUUAGAUUUAAUUCUCCCCUUACCCUGCUCCUGCAAUUUGGGAAAUUAGGAAAAUAACCCUCUAUUAUUAUUAUUAUUAUUAUUAUUAUUAUUAUUAGUGAUUUUUAACUCCAUGUAAAGGAUUAUGUUAGUUGUUUUCUAUAGUAGCUUUCUGCCACUUUAUUAACUACCAUUAACUACUAUUAUUUUAAAAAUGUAUACUCCACUUAUUUUUAUGCCUAUUCCUCAGAACAAUGACCAGCAUGAUGCACUCAGUAUCAUCACAGAGGAGACUGCAGAAAAAGAUUGCCAAGUUUUAGAUACUGAAUCUUUGUAAGUAUGUUUAUUCAAGUUUAUUCUGUAAUUUGUAGGCUGACCAUUAGAGUUACCCCACAUCAGGUUGCUCACAACAUAUUACAAACUGUAAAAUUGUUCUACAAAACACAAUAUGACUAAAACAUAAUAGCAGCAGCAGUUAAAAACAGUAUCAGAGAAUUAAGCAGAUUCAGAUAAGCUGGUCUCAAACCGUGUCAUACUUUAAAGACCAAAACCAGCACCUUGGAUUGGGCCUAGAAAUUAAUAGGCAGCUACUGUAGUUGGCACAGAAUAGGUGUGAGAUUAUUGGAACACUUCUUUCUCAUAACUUUUCUUACUACUGCUUUCUGUACCACCUGAAGUUUCCAGACAGUCUUUAAGGGCAGACUAGUGUAGAGCGCAUUACAGCAAUCCAACUUGGAGGUAAGGAAGGUGUGUAUUACAGAGGCAAUGUCUGCUUUCUCUGGAUAAAGCCACAGCUGGUACACCACUCCUGUUUUUAUUAUACAACUAUGCCUGUUUAUAUACUACUGUUGUUGUUGAUGAUGAUGAUUAUGGUGAUGAUAUACCUUUGGCUUAUUCAUAGGGGGAGAGUUGAUCCUCCAUGGUGACAAGCUUCUAAAAUUUGAAGUGUCGCCUGUAAUUGGUUCAAAUAACAAUCAGGUUCAAUUGCAUUAUGAAAUGAAGGAUCUUUGCAAUGUUUAAGACCCCCUAAUUCUUUUCCUUCCUGAAAUCAUUGUUCUUUCAGGACUAGUAAGAAAUCACAAGAAAGCAGCAAGCAGGUUGUCUUGAAACCUGCACCAUUAGCAAGGGGACGAAUACAGAGGCCCAAGCCAAAUUUAGGAAGGGUUGCUAGAAAGCCAGACGAGCCAGCAAGAAACACGGAGGCAGAAGAAGAAAAGGCAACUGAUGCAGCCAUUGAAUCAUUUGAGAAGAUUCAGAUACAAGCUGAACUUCUAACUGUUACCACAGUAAGUACCACAACCCGCUUGCUACUGUACAUAAAACAUUAUGUGAACACUUGACAUUUUGGAUGAAUUAGAUUCCAGCCAGCAAACAUUUAUGCUUCUUAUAAACCAGUUAGUCUAAAAGGUGCCAGAGCACUCAUUUUCUUAAUAUAGAUGGUAAGUACUCAAAGCUUUCUAUAUUAUAUUUUUCCUGGAACCCCACACCCUUCCACCCCCUUUAAUUUUUUUUAGCCACAUGCAUAAAGCUGAAUGCGCAAAAAUUAAAUGUGAGGAAGUUGCAGGCUUACUAUACACACAGUCUAGAUCUUUAAUUCAGAAUUCUGGAAAAUGGGCUUCCUGCUGAUGUAGAAGAUGUACACUGUAGGUGCACAGGGCAUUCUAUCCCUACUUUAACAGACAACGUACAAAACUUUCUUAGGUUUUUGGGACUGGGGCCUAUACAGUGGUACCUCAGGUUACAUACGCUUCAGGUUACAGACUCCGCUAACCCAGAAAUAGUACCUUGGGUUAAGAACUUUGCUUCAGGAUGAGAACAGAAAUCGUGCUCCGGCGGCAGCAGGAGGCCCCAUUAGCUAAAGUGGUGCUUCAGGUUAAGAACAGUUUCAGGUUAAGAACGGACCUCUGGAACGAAUUAAGUACUUAACCCGAGGUACCACUGUAUUUGAAAACAUUCAAGAGCACAGCAUUAUUUUGCUUAAAUAAGAUGUAAUCCGGUCCAGAAAUAACAUGUGCACAUAUUGGUUUGGGUACCCAAGUUAAAGCUUGCCUUCUUUUUUCCAGAUGUAAUCCUCAAUAAUUCAAAAAUUAUGUUUUAUUGUGCUAACUGUAUUAGUAAGAAAGGGCAGCACACUUUUGAAUUGCAUUGACUUCAUGCAUAGAAGAAUCCUAAGCAGCGUGAAAACUUACUGCUUUAUCAUACCAAAGCAGUCUAGUACAUUAGCAAUUUUGACACCCCCAGUACCAGUGUAACCUUUUUUUGUAACUAUUAUUUUAAACUGUUAUUUUCUUUUAUAUUGGUAUUAAUUUCUUACGUUAAUGCAGGCUAAAGGCUGAAAAGAACACUGUGUUCUCGUCUAAGUAUACACUAGCUGAAUGUCUUCAGAUUAUUUUCUUUAUGAACUCUUACACGUUGGAUGUUUCAGAGAAGUUUAAUUUGUUUCCUAGGAGGCAGCUAGUUAUGAAGCUGACAUUCCCCACUGUGAUGUCUUAGAAGACAAAGCUGUUGCCAGUGCUGAGAAAGUGCUUUUGGCACACACAAUCCAAUCUCCUGUAAAGACACUUUUCGAAUGUGAGAGCCAUGAAUUUAAAAAUGUGUUUCCGUCAAGUGAUAAAGUGGAGGAUGUGAAGGAUCUUUUUACCAGGUAAGGUUUAUUAUUUUGAAGGUAAAGAAUAAGGGGCACAAUGCCAUAUUCUUAAUGGAAAAAAAUGCAUACUGACAUAUGUGUAUGUUUGUGGCAAAUAAAUUGUUCAGGCACUCCCCCCUCCCCCAAAGCACAUUCCACUCGGGUUCGACUGUGUUUACGUACGUUACCCCAAAAUAAAAAAUAGUGCCAAAAUGGCGUUGAAAGGGUGGCAGAGACCCGGAGAUCGGUGAAAAACAGCUUGCAUGACUGCUGCAAGUGUCGCUGCCUCCACCCACUCACCCUUCUUGGCUUUCUUCUUCCUGGCCGCCAUAGCUAUUGUGUGUGGGGUGCUCUGUGUUUCCCCUUCCUGCCCACCUAUCUGUGCCUCCCUUGCUCACUUGUCAAUUUUGUUCCUUGAUCAGGAUCUGAGAGUCCCUCUUCCCUCUGAUUGCUAUCACCCUCUCCCUCACCGCCCCACAAGCAGGCGGCAACAUUAUUUAUUGGGGUAUGAGUGAGAACAUCUGUUGCCUGCAUGAUAAUUAUGGGAAUUGUCCUUAGUAAUUGAAACAUGUGCAAAGAGUGUAAGUAAGCACAUAUUCAUGUGGGUUGUGGUGUUGUAUUGGGCAACACUGUGUUGAUUAGUUUUUUCGUUGCUCCUGAGAUUUUAAAAAGGAAAACUAAAUCACACAUCCUUUCUUGCUUACUUAGAAGUUAUAGAAGUUCUGUUGACUUUUUUUCAUCCAACAGAGAUUCCAGUUUUGUACAAGAAAAAGAAAAUUCUGCUGAAGUAGAUCCAUCUUUGAAAAGUCUAAAGGAGAACACAGAAAAGGCGGCAGAAACUGAGGAAUUAAUACAAGCAGGAAAAGAAAUGCUUACAAAUGAACAUAAGACUGACUCUAGAGAAAAUAUCAGGAGUGAACGCAGCAAGUCCUCUAAUCUGGAUGUAAGACUUAUUUUUAAUUCUGGUACUUUAUUCUUGAUAAUUUAAUAGCUUCAGUUUGCUGUAUCGUUUGCUCCUGAAAGUACCUAUGAAUUCACUCUCAUCACAAUAAAACAUUAAACAUUAAAUUACACUCAAUACUGAGAUUUGUAGAAAGCCCUGUGUGGGACAGAUGGUGUAUUGGCAGUCAGUUUGCAUGUUGUUUCCUAUGAGAUUACUUGUUGACCUUAGGCCAUAUAUGAGAUACUUGCAGUUUAAUUUCAGGAGUACAGUGUCACUAUUUUUUCCUUUAAAAAACCCAGGAGUUCCUGGCAUUGUAUGGCAAAUCAUUCUUGAAACUCAAGCAUGAAGGAUUUCUUUGUGAAGGAUGUCCAUGUUUUAACAAAGACAUUAAGAUGACUUUCUUAAUUUGGGGUUGUUGUUUUUUAAAGUCACAAAGGGACAGGCUUGUAGUAAACUACAAGGACUGCUUACAAAGCUUAAGUGAAUAUCAGAUUCUUAAAAUGACUGAGAGUUAGUAGAACAGUUCAGCUGGUUUAAUGCCACUUUCUCCCUUGCUGAUGUUGCAUUACUUCCCUGUACAAGAACUGAAAAAUAUUACCUUGUAUGUUAUAAUAGAACAAGCUGUUGGUAGUCUUGUGUUGUACUUGGAUUCCCUGCCUGAUUUGUGUGUGUGUGUUUCCUUGAACUUUAUAAUUUAACUGCAUGCAUUUUGCACCAGGUGUUGAACAUUCUGAUAAUAUAUUUUAGGAAACUAUAGCAUGCGUAAUCCUGCCACCGUCACUUUUGUCAGAGGGGAACUCUGCAGAUACUCAAGAAGCAGCUGCAACAAAUGAGACCCACUUGUCUCCCCCAAGCCAUUCUGACUUCAAAAGUAGUGAUCCAAAUGAAGUUUUAUCAUCCCCAGAUAUCCAAGAAAAGAUUACAGUUGGGUAAGGAUCUAUCAGCUUUUAAAGAGUUUUUAUCAGUUGGAAAUCCACUCCCCCCCCCUUUACAGGUCUGCUGAUUUGAAACAUAGGUUGAAAAAAAUCUAUUCAUUUGAUAUGUUGAUAGAUGUUGGAGAUAAUGGAUUUUCCUUAACUGAAAAUGAGAUGUAAUAACAAUAUCCAAAAUUAAACCUUGUUUUCCAUCCUUCUGUGAUGGAGCUAUUGCCAGAACAGGUUUAUCUGUCUUGCUUUGGGGCCAGGGGCACGCAGGCAGCCUUGCCACGGAUUGGUUUAUUCCCUCUAACUGAUCACUGCAGUACCAUUUCUGGGGAUUUCCUGAUCUUCAGGAGUAACUGUUCAGAGGUGGAACAUGGUGCUACAGCAGUGUAGGCAUGGAACAUGGUUCCCUGCAUCUAAGCUGAAUUUAACUAGGGAAUGCAUGGGAAAGCGAUGAAUGUGCGAUUACUGAAGAUGAAAGCAAGAUAACACCACAUAAUUAAAUUUACUGAUGAAGUGAAAAGAUAAUUAUUUCAAUUGAUUGAUUGAGUUUACUUAUGUGCCGCUUUUCCACAAUGAACUGUGUCCAAAGCUGAUAGCCACAAAAGGCAUAUGUUGGGAAGGGCAAUGAUGGUAAGUCUCUCCCUCAGCCUUGUGGAAGUACCAAAUGCAGGUUUUAUUGCACUUGUUUUUCUGUUACAUAUUUGAGAAGUAGAACUAGUUACCAUUAAUCUGUGAAACAUGGGAUAAAUUAUUUAACCUAUGGAUGUGUUACAUGUGUGUAUCUGUGGUGAUGUAUCUGAUGAGAAUGAUUUUAACUGCCAUAUGUGCUGCUUUGGGUCUCCCCUCCAGCAAACAGAGCCCUGUUCCGCCAAUACCUUUUCUCAGAGGCAGAUUCCAGAGACCGAAACCUAACAUAGGAAGGGCAGUUGGAAGGAAAGAAACACCAUCUCUAGGAAAUGAAGCAGCAGCAGCAGCAGCAGCAGCUAGAACUGAGAAAUCAGAACUGCAGAAACAUGGACCUUCCAGAACUCUCCCUGCAGUAGUAAGUUAAGCAAAGGGCCAAACUUUCUAUAGUAGUAAAGACAUUUCAAAUUCAAGAGAGAUUUUGUUUCUAUAUUUUUGCAAAUACAGAGUAAAGUUGAGACCAUCAUUGCUAAAAUGGUUCCACGUUUUGAUGUUUAUAUUGCGUCUUAUUGCCAGCCUCAGUUAAAGAGUGACAGAAAAAAAUUACCUGCUGAAGGCUCGGAGAACAGACUGGUAGACAUGGAGAAAGUGAUUCAGGAAGACCCUCAAGCACCCAGUACCUCUCAGAAUAUUUCAGAUCAAUAUCCCAGGUGUGUGUUCUUCAACAAGGUCUUGUUAGCUUGUCCCAAACUCCCUUUAUUAUGUGUGCAUGACUUUACAAAUCCUCCAUAUUUUUAAGAGUGCAGUUCUUCUCUGCUGGGGCCCCAAUGGGGAUAACGCUUCUUAGGGCCUCAAGCUGGUGAUGCUCAGGUUUUGAUAAUACAGCAAGAGGAAAAAAUGGGGGUUCUGCUGUGACACAGAGUAGGCAAAGGUUAUCUAAUUAAACCAUCUCUUAGCUAUAGGAGAGCUUUGGGCUAGUGCACUCCCACCAGUAGCAACUAGAGGGCACACAGUGAUAAGAAAAAAGCAAAACAGGCCCUCCUUAACUGGGGGGAAAGGGAGUCCUAGGUUAGAGUUCCGCCUUUCCCUUUUCUUGUGUGCGCUCGCCUUGGGCUUUCUGGAGCUCUCUGCUUCCUUCCUUGCUUGGGCAGCUGCUAAAGCCUGUAUCUGCUUCCUAGCAGUCUCCCAUCUGCUCCCCCAUCACCCAAAGCAUGUUUAAAUGACCAUUUAUCCUACCACACACUUUGGACGAUUCCACACCCUCCUUUCUGUUCUAGCUGCAACUGUUUUUCUCAGGUGUGGAGAGUAUUGACUUGAGACAAGGACGCAGCUAGCAUGGGGGACAGCUCUGGCAGAACCCCAAUACACUUUGUUUCCAACUGCAGUUUCCUAGGUCCGAAUUCAGGAAAUGGCAGUUGUUGCAAACCACAGAGUCAGAUUUCCUCUCCUGCUUCUUUGUAGAAAAGAAGAUGAAUGAUCCUGGACCCUUUUCAGUAUAUUAGGUCUGAAUGUAGCCGUUCAGCUCUUAGGCAGUUACUUUACUUCCUCUGGUUAAGUUUGCUCUUUCUCACGCUAGAACUGCCACUGAGAGAGAAGCAGUUGGUCAAGUGGGGAAAUCUGUGAAUUUAUUAAUUAAGAAUAUUUCUAAGCUAAACUUUAGGGUGGAGCCAUCUUCCCUUCCUCCGUAAAACUGUAAACAACAACAAUUGAAAACAGUUAAAACAAUUGUAGCGCUGGCUUUGUAGCUGGUGCUUCAGCCAGGAGAUAUAGCUUGGCUGCAGAUGCAGAGGUCACAAGACUACUGCUGCUCUCAGCUGCUGAGGCUGGCUUGCCUAAUGGUGAGAGGCUCAGCAUGUGCAAGGCUAGCAAGGGGAGGGGGAGUAGCUGUAGGUGGUGAAAGGACUAAAGUCUCCUCCCCUCUUCCCUGUUUGGCUUUUGCCACAAACAGCACUCCCUUGGUUCCUGGGCCUGUUGAAUCACUUCAGUAACAUUUUCUCCUUUUGUGGGAUAGGGAAAAACCAACUUCCCAAGAGAAUAAGCCAUGUACUAUCAAACCAGCUCAGCUGGUGAGAGGUCGAUUCCAGAGAGUCAGGCCGAAUCUUGGAAGAAUGAAUGACAAGAAAGAAGACCCUGUGUCAGAGAGCGUUACUGCUCCAAUUGAGGGAGACAUAGAAAAAACAGAGACGACCAAGGAAAGCAAUCUGCACCCGCCUUCAGAGGUUAGCCACACACUUUAGUUUUCUUUCAUUUAAGCACAGCUUUACCUGUCCCAACAUUGUGGAAGAUGCUGCUGUUUUUCCGGUUCAUUUUUGGGCAGGUGAGGGAGCAGAGGGGUCUGCAUUAGGAAAGGGGCCACAGAAGCAAAAUAGUUCUGGCCCACAUUCUUGGAUAAUUGACCAUUUUUCUUGCGAAGGCUUUAUGGAGUUUUUCCUGCAUAUCUUUUUCUGUUGUAUAUUUUAAAUUAAUUGUGUUUUUGAACAACGAACCUACUUGUGUCACCUUAAAGACUCAUAAAUUUACUGUGGGAUGAAGUUUAUAUGAGCCAGAAAAGCCAAACUUAAACUCCUACAGCAAUGAUAAUUCAGACAGAAGUCAAACAGAAAAUUCUUAGAGUCGACCAUCUUAAGACUCUACAGGGAAAUUCCAGUUCACCCUAACUUCUGGAUCACAAUCCAGAUGAAGCUUUUGAGCAGGGAUGCCAUGCAGACGUUGGUAGACUACAGCUCCCAUAAUUUCUGAUCAUUGGCUGUGUUGGUAGGGGCUGAUGGGACUUAGAGACCAGCAACAUCAAGGGGGUGAGCACUAUGUUGUUAGGGUUAUGUUUGCUCUGUUAGUAAACUGACAAGUGUAUUUGUUCUAAAAAAUCAAGGAUAAUGUCAAUGUCCAGGCAUCCCUUGGUGAUCUGGAGAAAAAAGAAGUGUCAGAAUCCAGUGAAGCUCCAUCGCCCGAAAGGUAUAUUGAUCAGCAGAAUAUUGAUUGUCCUGAGAAGCCACAGGGAUGCGAACUUCCAAAAGACCAAAAAGAAAUGUUUGUUUCUAAAGAUGUUGAAGGAAAGUGUCUGGAUCGUCCAGAAAGGUAAAAUAGUUUUCAAUAAGUUAAGUGUUUCUUUGAGAACCCAAGUCUUUAUAUCAAACGUUAUUAGAACUUUCAAUGAUUUCCAAGCUGAAAAUAACCGUGCCAGAGGGGUGGGGGUGGGAUUUUGUUUUUACUUUUUCUCACUACCACAAACUUAUUGGGUUCAUGUAGAGGAGCUAAGGAGGAGCUAAGAUUGGUUCUGGGUUUUUAAAGGAAAAAAUAUUAAUAUGGUUUAGACUCUAGAAAAUAAAAGGUAGAUAUACCAAAACACACACACACACACACACACACACACACACACACACAUAUUUUCAGGAAUAACUAAACACUGGAAUGAUCUAAUUGUUUUGCUGUUACUUUUUCUUUUUGGUCAGUGAUAUCUGUGGUGCUCAUGAAGGGAGUCUUUCAAAAAGCAUAAAAUCCACACAGCUGUUGAGGGGUCCUCUUCAGAAGCCGAAACCAAACCUAGCCCAAGCAGCUAAAAAGAAAAAAGCCUCUUCAAAAGAAGUCAGCACCAAAGAGAAAACUGGAAGCGAUACACAAAGCAACACAACCCCAAGUGACAGAAAAUCUGGGGAAAUACCCACAUUAAUGGUGAGCCCUGAUCAGAAGUCUAAAUCAUGUUUUGAUUUAAAUGGUUUUGACAAUAUUGGAUUUUCAUAAACAAGCUGGUUGUUGAACUGCUUUUAUGCUAUCUGAAAUCACCUGCAGCAGCAUGAGAACAGCAAUGAAAUCCUAGGAUGAGUGGAAAGCACCCAGUCAUGCAAAGAGAUUCCCUUCCCUUCCCACCCACCAGAUGCAGUGGCCUGUGUCACAGUGAACCCUUUGGAGGAGUUUCCAGGGGACACAUAGAGCUGCAUCAGGAAGGAGAAGCCAGGAAAUCCCCAAGGUGUAUGUGUAUUGUUUUUAGCAGAUCCUAUUCUCAGGUUCAAAGUCCUUGUGAUUGCCUCCCACUUUCUUUUUUAAGGCUCCUUUGGCAAUAAGAUACACAAAAUUAAGGUUUUGUAGCAUUCUCUCUCCAUUCUCAUUAAUUAGUUUUCUUAAAGUGGUAGCCUCACUGGCCUGGUGUUCACCUUUUAAACCACAGUUAAGCUUAACUCUGUGGACCUAGCACACUAUCCACUUCAUUACCAAAAUUAGUAAUGGACUACAGAUAUAUAUCAACUAGUAUAACCUGGCUUUUUUUCUGUAGCUGUUAAAACAGCCACCUUCAGUGUCAGUGUGGAAAGGCAGGAUAUGAUUUAGAUAAUAAAUUAGACAUUUUUAAAAGAAAGACAAUUAUUUCAACAUUUUUAGAUAAAACUGAAAAUUAUUUCUGUUUUACCUGAUUGUUAAAGAAGCUGGUUGUCUGCUGCUUUUGUUUAAAGCUGGAUGUGAAAGGAGGGGUAGGAGAUCUGAAAGGACACAGAAGAGUUUAACGUAUUAAAUUUGGCACAAUUUUGUAUUGUUUCCAGCACAAUUCCGCGUCAUCUUCUGAAUCAAGACAAAGAAAUCACAUAGAUAGUAUUGAGACGAUGUCCCCAACAGGACACGGGCACUCUGGAAAAUGUGAUUCCUCAGAACAGUCCCCUUGGAGUGGAAGUCAAAUCAAGAAAGAAACCUCUAAGGCCCAUUCUGUCCAGGAGAGAGCAUCUGAAAGAAUAAAAGGGUAAAGUUACUCUUUGAACAUUAUUCUUUAAAUCAGGCACCCCCAAACUCAGCCCUCCAAAUGUUUUGGGACUACAAAUCCCAUCAUCCCUAGCUAACAGGACCAGUGGUCAGGGAUGAUGGGAAUUGUAGUCCCAAAACAUCUGGAGGGCCAAGGUUUGGGAUGCCUGUUUUAAAUGGAAACGUGGGACAUAAAUGCUUCUAUGAAGAAGUAAAACUUGAACACUUAGUCCAUAUUGAUAAUGUAAAUUCAGGCCCCUAAGGAAAAACAUGUUAGCAAAAGUUUUGUAUCUUUUUAAAAAAGAGUUUAUUGUCACCUUUUUUCAUCACAAAAGAAACAUAAAUACGCACCCUGUCUUUUCCACCCUUUACAAUGAACUCUUCUUAACAAAAUGUCUUUUUAUACUUAGAAAACAACUGGGAAGGACAGUGAAACAGAGGAAAAACAUAAGUGGAUCAAUAACAUCUUUCACUUCCGAAUGUGAGAAUGACCUUAGUGAAAAGGGGAAACACUACCAAAAGGGGAAACCAAAUGUUGGUAGAGGCAGAAGUUCAAAACCAGUCCUUCGCAAGAAUGCUAAAAAGGAAUAUGGGAAUUCAAAGGUUAACCUGGUGACUCUGAGGGCUUCUUCUCAGCAAGAGGAUGAUGAUGAUGACGAUGAUGGGGAUGACUUUGAGCCAGACUAUGAAGUUGAAUGCUUUUCACCAGAGGAAGUAAACAAAGCUCCAGUGUUUGUUCCUAAAGGGCUUCGAUCUCCAAAUCCAGUUCCUGUUCAGAUUGAGGAAACAAUGGAAGAGGUAUGACUGAAACACCUGUAAAGUGGGGGGUGAGGAACAAGUGCCCCUCCAGAUUUUAGACCCCAACACCCAUAUGGCCCAGCCAGCAUGGCCAGUGGUCAGGAAUUAUGGGAUUUACAGUCUCAUAACAUCUGGAAAGCUAUAAUUGCAUCAUGCCUGCUGUAAAGGGAGGCAUGUUCAGUGUGUCUCUCUGAUUGGCCAUACUUACAAAUAGCUGCUCAGCAUCCUUUAAGCUAAAGCAGAAAAUAGAAGGUCUUAGACAUUUUAUUGUCAAGUAUGAAAGAACAGCUAAUGGAGAAGAGUUGAUGGAUCAUUUUGCCAUGACAAAGAUGGUCUACAUUAUACAAUAUGGGGCCGAUUGCUUGCCAUGACUUUAGUUUUUUGGCCGCAGUCAUAGUCUGUGACAUGGAAUUCUUUCCCAUGUGUUGCCUUACUGGCAAUCUGAUAACUUAUUCUUAAGAAAGUUAUUUCUUCAACAUUUCAUUGAUGUUAUCUGUCCAUUCCUUCCGUGGCCCCCUCUCCCAUUAGCAAUUGGUCAUCUAAAUAUUCCUGUUCCUAAGAGUGCAUGCAUACUUAAGUCCCAUUGAGGUUUUGCUUGUGCCUCUUUUAGGAAGAAUUGCAUUUUGAGAAUUGUGAAACAUAUAGCACCACCACUGCAUCUGAAAAUAUAUCAUGCCAUCACUUUAGUGUGCAGAAAGCAGUUACAAUGCACAAAGGACAUUUCUUAGAUCCCUUUUCAGGAUGUGUUUGGUUUUGGGGAACUGCUAAACUGAAUUGGUAUGCUUCCCUGCCCAACAGCUUGAGAUAUAUGAGAAUUUUGCGGAUGAGCCAUUUCUGUCUCAUGAACUGAAUGUAGAUGCUCAGCCUGUAAUUCAGACAGACAAAGGAUUGUAUUCUUCACAAAAUGUAAGUAUUUUGAUUUCCCUCUUUAUGCAAUAUCCUUAAAUGUAUUUAAAACUUAUUUUCUCUAGCAUAAUUCAGUUCUUGUUACUUUAGGACAGUUAACGUAUCAUUUGCAUGACUAGGGAGCAAGGCUAGCAAAGAUAUUACACUUUUGUGAUGCCACUUGAAUAAUCCCCACUUGCCUUAAGCAAGAUGAGAAGCAAAUGUUUUAGGGAGUGGCAAUACUGAUUAAGGAACUGAGUUAUUUUUAGCAGUAUAUUCAUCUACUCAGAUAAUGCAUGUAGCACACCAUUCCAGUAUGGCAUGAUAACAGGCAAACCUGUAGGAAUGUGGAGCCUUGUUGUUUGUGCUGAUGUAGGCCUUGUUUGCUCUUCCUCCUGGUGUGGCUUGUAUCUUCCUGCUUCUCCACAAGGUGUCCACGUGGCUCAAAUGAGCCAUAGUAUGGCUGAUCAUGUCACUUGAAUAUGGAUCAUGGUUUGUGUGUUUCAAACAAACUAUGCACCAGGUUCAUUUAAACAAACAUGAUAUACAUGAAACAUGAAAUAAACAUUAAAUGAACCUCGUGCAUGGUUUGUUUGAAACAAGCAAACCAUGAUCCAGAUUUGAACAACACAACAAGCCAAAAUAUGGUUGGCUUGAGUUGUGUGGAGAGUGUGGAACCACGUGGCAAUGGGAGAGCAAGUUCAUGAUUAAAACAUGCUUUAUGACAAAAUGUGGCUUAUGAUAUGCCAGCCAAGCUGUUAUUGUCGCUAUCCAUGCUAAGUGAAAAAGCUGAUCUGUAGAAUUUAAUUUAAUUUAAUUGGGGGCGGGGGGAGGGAUUCAGAACUACAGUCAUUAACCUGUGUUUCUUUUUAUCUAAGGUGGUUGCACAAGAUGAUCAAGAAAAGAAAGCAGGUAAAUGGUCCAAGCUGUUGACACUGAACAACUGAAUAGCCACUUGAUUUUCCUCCUUUUCCUUUUGGGCCAUGCCUUCUAUCAGGAACUGUCUUAUUACCGAUUGAUAUAGGCCACUGGGAGCAAGCCUAGUUGAUGUAGUGGUUAAGAGUGGUAGACUCGUAAUCUGGUGAACUGGGUUCACGUCUCUGCUCCUCCACAUGCAGCUGCUGGGUGAUCUUGGGCUAGGCACACUUCUUUGAAGUCUCUCAGCCCCACUCACCUCACAGAGUGUUUGUUGUGGGGGAGGAAGGGAAAGGAGAAUCUUAGCUGCUUUGAGACUCCUUCAGGUAGUGAUAAAGCGGGAUAUCAAAUCCAAACUCCUCUUCCUCUUCUUCUUCUUGUUUUGAAUGAAGCGAAGGGUAAAAAACUAUACAUAUGUACCAUUGAGACCAAGUUAAAUUUGUGAAUUUUAUUAAUAAUGGUCUUUACAAAAAAAAAGUUUUAAAAGAUGAGAUCCUCAAGUCUCUCAUUCACUAAAGAAAGAAAUAACUACUCAGGCUGCAGUCCCACAGACCAGCCUUGCUGGCUGGGUUCUGACAAGAAAUGUACGCCAAAAACAUUUGGAGGCCACCAGGUUGGCAAAUGCUGCUAUAGACACUUACCUGGGAGUAAGCUGCAUUGAAAACAACGAUACUUACUUCGGAGUAGAAAGCAUAUCAGAUUGCACUGUAAAACAAGAACUUUGAAACCACUUUCAUGGUUUGUAAAUGAGGGAUGCUGAAUGAUGCACGUGUUAGAAACCGAUUUUAAUACCUAGGAUGAUCCAAAAGCAACUAGUCAUUUUUAAGACAAGCAUAAGCAGUAUGGGUGUAUUACAGAAACAAAAUUUGAUUUUGGUGGCUUUUGUUUGGUAAACAUUUUUCAGGGAUUAGUGAUGGAAGUACCGAAGCAGCCAUGACUUUACUUGCGAUGAGAGAUCCAGCGUUCCAGUUAAACAUUGGCACCCAAGGUAUGUUCAGUAUUAUCAUAUAGCACUUGGGUAUAGCAGUGGUACAAUAGUUUCUGUCCUGUUUUUAUUCUUUUCUAACAUUGUGAUUUUUUUGGAGGGUGGAAAUCAAGGUUAUCCACUUCUUUUUUAAGAUUUUAGUUUAUUUUAUUUUUCCUUUGCAAUAUUUAAUUAACAUGCACUGAACACCAAACUAAGUUUGUUUUAAAAGCAUGCACUAUUUAACUUUGGGAAGACCAAAUUGUCUCCUCUUCACUGUGAUUUCAGGUCAUCCACUUCUGAUUGUUAGCCAGGGUAUAUUUUGUGGAUUCUAUACUUAGUGACAGUAGUAGGUUCUUAUUUCCAGGAGGUCUGCUCCAUUUUGUUUCCUUUUUAAAUCUACUUUUUAUUGAAACAAAGAGAAAGAGAGUGAUAAGUGUUGGAUGGAAUGCUUUUAUUGAAGAAGUGAAAUAUGAAACUUGCACUUGGGGACCAUUUUACAUUAUUUACACUAGUCAUACAUUACAUUACAGUCUUUUGGCAACUAAAAAUGUCUGAAGGAUGUCCAUAUGAUCUGGACUAAGAAGUAUCUAGUAAACCCUAAACAUCAUUUUAGGUAUUCUUCGAUUUAACCAAAGAACCAGACUUUGCACAAGAUUCAAAUAUUGUAAAAUAAAAAUAUUGGUUUAGCUGCAAAAUGUAUCCCAGUAGUAGAUUUCUGCGUUUCUAGUCUCAUGGGUAUUUUUCAUUCAAAAUGCAGUGGUGUAAUUUAAUGAAAUUUAGACAUGAAAAUGUAUGAUUUACUUAGGAUUUCAAACUGUAAUCUUUAUAUUGUCCCAACUGAAAUUGCACAGUAUAAAUGUUUGUUAUACGUAAAUUAAGAAUUUAAUUAUUUUCAACUUUUUCUUUUUGUGGAAAAAAAGAACCAAAAAUUCAGGAGUUUCCCAGUAAAGAUGAAAUGAAUGUUACUGAUAGCUUCCCAAAUGAGUGUCACGAAGAGCAAAGCGUAGUCCAUUGUCAGAUGCAACAUCCUGCCCCUUCAGAAAAUGAAUCGCUUUCUUCGGUCAAUGCAAACGUAACUGCUGCAGAGGAUCAUAUUGUUGAAACAUCAGGCUUGGAAGUUUACUUACAGGAAGCAACUAAUGUGUCACUUUCAAAAAAUAUGAAUAAAGCUGCUGCACAGCAUUGCAGUACAUCAGUUUUGGAAGCAUGCUCAGAGGAAACAACUAGAAUCAGCAGGUUUGCAUUUUUCUAUUUAAAAAUCUGAUUGUGUUAGCUAGGAAUCCUCCUCGUUCUUUAGGUUGGAAGAAGUUUUACCAUGAUAGCAUGAUAUCACCUAGCUCUUCUCCAUUCUAACUUGAUCUUUUCAAGCCAUCCCAUGUAAAUAUAGGUAAAUGGACAACAUAGGUGUAUGGUGUUAUGUAUCCUGAAUAGUCUUCUUCAUCUUCAGUCUAUGAUUUUUAGGACUAGGUCACUCACUCUAAAGCUGCCCAAACACAUUAGGACAUAGAAUUGUGCUUGCCAUGUGGUGGUGAAGACAGCAAAGAAGACAUUCUUUGUUGCAUUUGCCACAUCCUCAAGGGCUCGGCUGGCAUUUUUGGGCUGUGUAUCCAAAUAUUAGUUACCCCAGAUUCCCCUUUAACAAACUGUGAUUAGUUUCAGUAGUUGACAAGACACUUGGGGGAUAAAGCCCCUUGACUUUGUAGUGGCUUGGAUGCCACUAUUAUGGCAAAUUUGGUCAAGGUGUCCAGAGCCACAUCUGACCAAGUGUUAUGGAAUUGUGGCCUGAUGAUGUGGACAAAAUUCUUGCACUAAUGUGUACAACCACAUGCCCUCUGCACCUCUGCCCUUCUUGUCUAGUUAAAGCUAGUUGAAGCGGGGUGGUUGGUUGCGUCCAAGGUGUUUGAAGUGAACUGUCACAGACAUUCCUAUGCCUUUUCCAGAUUGGUUGCAUUGCUAGCUAAGAUUUUGACUAUUUCUGUUGGAUAAAUGUUGAAAUUAAGGGUACUCAGUGGUGGUUUCUGUUUGUCUGCAGUGAUUUACUGUCAUCCAAAGGAGAUCAAUCAUCCAAACAAGCAAGAUGUAGAUUUCCUAAGCCUAAACCAAAUCUUAACAGAAGUCUGAGGCUGAGCAAGAAUGCUUCUCAAAAAUAUGUUGAUUCGUGUAUUGAACAAUCUGAAGAAAUCCAGAAUGGUAAGUUUUGGUUCUUGCACUUAAAGCAUUUAGUUAUCAGGACUUUACGAAUCCUUUACCCUGUGCAGAAAUUGUACUCUGUGCUUGUGGGGAUGUUUUCUGAGAAUAUCUGAUUUCAUUUUUCCUAAAUUCUGGCCCCCAAAUGUGCAUCCAAACCUGUAUGUACCUGUGUCCGUCUGUUCACCCUUCCAGCUGGGGAUUGGGUAAUGUGAUGCCCUGUCAAUGUUGUAACCUCAUCCAAAAUAGUAUAUAUUUAUUCCGCAAACUAUACUGAGUGAUGUUUUAAUGUCUAAAAUAAUAGAAAAGAAGGUGUCAGACAAUGCAAUAGAAGAGCAGAAAGUUGAACUGGAAAAGAAUCUCAAAUUGAAUGAGCUAACUAAGAGCAGCUCUGCAGAGAAACAUAAUCUACAGCUUCCAAGUUCUGGUCCUGCCAUGCACAAAGACAACAUAGAAAGGUAAUAACACUAAUAAUUUUCACAUGCUAGUACUUUUGGUUUCUCUCUUAGAUAUUUUGAGCUGCUGUAUGUGAGAUAUGUAGUAAAUUGUGUUUUAUAGACUAGGAGCAUAUCCAGUAUAUAGUUGACUAGAAUUAUGGGAAAAUAUGCAACUGCACAUUUACUGGUUCUAUAUUUAAAGAGGGUGUCAUUUUUUAGAGAAAAGAAAGGAAAAUAGCAUCUUUAAUUGUUAAGCCACGUCAUCUCACCCAAGUAACUUUUGAGAUGUGAGAAUAAUAAAAAUCUUUAAGAUACUUGAGGAAGACACUUUAAGACAUUGUAUUUUUUAUUAGUUGAACUUAUAUAUGGAACGGUUAAUAGUACUUUUAAUCACUUUGACAAACAGUGACUGUAAACCUGGCAUCAUUUGUUUCAAAGCUAUGCAGCAUGAAAACAUUUAACUGAUAAACAUUUUAGGAAGUGAAACUGGCUUAAUUUUUCCAAAGAGACAACACGGUGAGAGAGACUUGGGAAGUUGCAUCACUGUUAACUGCUUCAGAAGUUUCUCCAGAAGCAGACCCUCCUGAACCACCCAGUGGCUGCAGCACAAACAUCAGUGUCCAAGUUUCGGCUCCUGCUGAACACCAGUUGUUGGCAAUUGAACCUGCACAGGUAUUUAUUUUAUAUAACUAAAACUGCUACCUUAUGGGAGAGAAUAAAAGGAGGAAGCUGCUUCAAGCACACACACACACACACAGAGAGAGAGAGAGAGAGAGAGAAAGAGAAAGAAAGAAAGAAAGAAAGAAAGAAAGAAAGAAAGAAAGAAAGAAAGAAAGAUAGAAGCCAUUCUGAAUACAGUAGUACAUUCUGAGUGUUCCUGAUAGUUAUUGCACAAACAACACCCCUGCUUAUAUGUAUAUUGUCUGUCUAUGUCUCAAUCAUGGCCCUGGCCCUCAUUCUCAGGAGGAGCUGGCCAAUCCAAAGACUGCUACUGGCUGAGGAACUGGACUGGACCGACCCUUCAAGAGAGACUGUAUUUUGAACAAGCGGAGGUAGGGCUUGAGGGGGUGGACUGUGCGUCAUAAGGCCUCAGGUCACCUCUCAGCCUUUAUUAGAGCACAUUAGUCACUUAGGACUAUUUGUGACACUGCAGUCAUAUUGCUGCCUUGUGGGUUCCUUAUUGGAAUCAGGGCAGGAUAUUCUUUCCUCCUACUAGAUCUCUUUUUCCACAAAUGGUUUCCACAUCCCUGCUUGUUUGUUGCUAAACUGUAUUUUCUAUUUAUUUUUUAAAAUGUUGCUUUGAAUUUGGGGUUUGAUCAAUCUUUUCUUUUUUGAUUUGCCUUUAAUGGUCUUAACACAAAAGGCAUGUCAGACUGUUCUUCUGACAAGCAUUUAAACUAACUUUUGUUGUAAAUGUGCAAAAAUACUGUAGGAAAAUGUCAUCUGUGAAGCAGCCUCAAGCUCUGUGGGUUUGGAUGAACACUUCAAUAAUUAGAAUAAUUGAAGGAAUUAAUUUUCUUUGAGUUACUGAGCAAUCUUUUCUGUGAGUCACUUCAGGCAGAGAUUGUGCUAUAGGCCAAAGUUGUUCGUUUCCAUGUAGUUAUAAAGUAAAUUUAUUUCCUGAUAGUACAUGUUUCCAGUCAAAUAUUCUUUCUUUUGGGUUACAACUUUUGCCAAGUCUCUUUCCUUUAUUUCUUAGUGAUGUUCUUUCAAAGAAGGAGAUCAUGUUUAUUUAUUUUAAAAGGGAUUUUUACUCCACUCUUCUAAAACAUUCUUGCCAGGUGGCUUGGCAGAGGGGAACAACAUGGAUAAAAAUAUGUCUUCCUUUUAAAGCAAUUAUCAAUAAUUUUUCAUUGCUUUAUUUUUCCCUUUAUCUUCUGAGCGUUAGUGUUAUUUGGCAAGCUUGUGAUUUUUAUUGUGAUUUUUUAAUUGCCAGACUGAAGCAGCCAAGUGUUCCAGUAUUUCAUCCACCACAGAGAUGACUGCAGGUACAUUUUACACUGUUUUAUGAUUACAUAUUUGCUGCUUUAGGGAACUAGCUUCACGUAAACAUUCGUUAUGCACUUGUCAUUUACAAGUUAGAUUAAAAAGAAGAAGAGACAAAUGCAAAUGUGGAUCACCAUAACCUCCCCUCCCCCGGAACUAGGUAUCAUUAAGAUGUCUCAGACUGAAGCAUGUAAUGGGCUUAUACAUCAAUGCUUUGGUGAAGAUUGAAGAGUUCUCCCUUUGAAAUACUGUUACGACCAGUGCUGAUUAAUUUUAUUGCCUACGCGGGUGGCGCUGUGGGUUAAACCACUGAGCCUAGGGCUUGCUGAUCAGAAGGUUGGCGGUUCAAUCCCUGCGACGGGGUGAGCUCCCAUUGCUCGGUCCCUGCUCCUGCCAACCUAGCAGUUUGAAAGCACGUCAAAAUGCAAGUAGAUAAAUAGGUACUGCUCCGGUGGGAAGGUAAACGGCAUUUCCGUGCGCUGCUCUGGUUCAGCAGAAGUGGCUUAGUCAUGCUGGCCACAUGAUCCGGAAGCUGUACGCCGGCUCCCUUGGCCAAGUAAAGUGAGAUGAGCGCCGCAACCCCAGAGUCGGUCACAACUGGACCUAAUGGUCAGGGGCCCCUUUACCUUUACGGCUGGGACAUGGGACCGCAGCUUGCUGACUCUGCCUUUAGGCCUGCUUGAUGGCCACACUUGGCAUCUCCCUUACGUACCGUGCAUUCUUGAAAAAUCCAGUUUGUAGAAUUCAAGUUGUGCUGUCGAAUUCCUAGUUUUAUGUGGGAUGUUGAUAACUCAGUUUGAGUCUAUGUGCAUGGAAUGUGUUGCUACGAGACGCUAUGCAAACAAGAUUUCCACAUAUGGAGAUUCAGUGGGAUAGGCACUUGGAAUGGCCUGUAGCAAUCCUUCUUUCCCUACUACAUGUAGCGAUAAAAUUAAUUAUAACUAGUUCUUCAACAUUGUACAUAAGGCUUCUUUGCGUUUGCUUCUGUGGACACAAAAGAUACUAAGAAAACGGCAAUUUUGGUAAUAGCUAAUGUUUAUACUAAUAAGCUGUCAGGAAUGUUUUUAUAAAUGUAAGGUGAGGCAUAAAUACUUAAGAAAUAAAAAUUGGAGUUGGCACAUUAUAAAAUGAAUAAUGUAGUCUAAUUACAUAUGAUUUUAAAAAAUAUAUGGAUUCCAUUUGUUUGGCUAUAUCUCUAAUAUGUGUUACAGUUGCCAUUGCUUACAUACAAGAAGGGAAUUUGUACAUGGCAUUAUUAUCAUGUACAAAUUAUCAAUCGUAUAUCAAGGCUGGCUGCAGGGGGCAGAGAAAGGGACGAUCUGCUGUGGAAGUUUGCUAUCUGUUUGAACACCAUUGGAUACAGCCCAGGGUUGUAUUCAUUAUGUAGCUGAGCAUGGAGCAACCUUAAUCUCUUCUUACAGCACUUGCAUAUCGCUUUACUUGUGAAAAUAAAUAAAAAAUACUUCAAGGGUUUUUGAAGAGAGUAACAGCAUGCAGAACAAUAUUAUUUUAUAUAUUAUUAAUCUUUUAUUUCCCCCACAUGUGUAUCUUAGUAGUUAGUGCUGGAGUUGAAGAAUAUCCGAAGGGAGAGGAGCCAACCUUCAUUUUAACAUUGGUGGAAAUCUCCGUUGGUUCAGAGAAUUGCAGUGAUGGAUCCGGUUUGCUACAACAAACGUCUGAACAGCUGCUUCCAGCACCAGUUUUUUUUACCCCAGACAAUCUGAACUCCACAGAAGUGGCAAGAGAAGAUAAGUAAGUAAUAUUAUCUUUUAAUAUGAACUGAUGUUCUUUUGUUGGGUGUACUUAAGACUGAAGAUGGUAGUGCCCUAAUAUGAGUGUGCAGCUCCCAGAGAAUUGGCCAAGAUGGGAAUAUAGCCCUCUGGUUGAAAAAAAAUUAGUUAUGCCUGAUUUAAAGGCAUAUUAUGGAAGAGAAUUUGCCCUUUUAUCAAAUGAAAGUUUUGAGGGGAUUCACCUUGUGGGAACAUGAAAUAGGCUCUCUGUUUCCCCUCUUCUUGUGGUCAGCCAAGUUAUUCAUGAUAAAGCUAUUAGAACUGCCAGCUGAUUAGAACUGUACCUUGUCAAAGGACAAAAUGUCUCCUUGUGAGCUCAAGGCAAGGAGCGACUUUCAGGAAAAGAGUAGUUUUUAUGGCUCUGUCCUAAGCAUACAGUAGUUACUUGGCCUGUAGUCCCAUUGGUCUAAGUGAAACCUCUGCCAAGUAUAGGAGACAAGCAUUGCAGCUUUCAAAGGGCAUUAAAUUCUUGCUAUUAAUGAGAGUUUUAAUUUGAUAAUAAUAAUAAUAACAAUAACAAUUAUUAUUAUUAUUAUUAUUAUUAUUAUUAUUAUUAUACCCCACCCAUCUGGCUGAGUCUCCCCAGCCACUCUGGGUGGCUCCCAAUCAAAUGUUAAAAACAAUACAGCAUUAGAUAUUAAAAACUUCCCUAAACAGGGCUGCCUUCAGAUGUCUUUUAAAGAUAAGAUAACUGCUUAUUUCCUUCACGUCUGAAGGGAGGGUAUUCCACAGGGUGGGCGCCACUACCGAGAAGGCCCUCUGUCUGGUUCCCUGUAACCUCACCUCUUGCAAUGAGGGAACCGCCAGAAGGCCCUCGGCGCUGGAUCUCAGUGUCCGGGCUGAACAAUGGGGGUGGAGACGCUCCUUCAGGUAUACAUUUACAUUGAAUUAAAUAACACUAAUUUCACAACUUUUGCAUGGCAACUUUGUACAGCUUUGGAUCCAUAACAGCUGUUGUUGAAGAAAAUGCUGUCUCUUUGGACAACACUGCGGGGGCAGAAGGAUUGCUGGAAGCCUCGUUGGAACAAUUGGCAGAGCUUGGUUCAACCUCUUGGGGGAAUCUGAAAAGGCAUGCUGAAGCCCUUGAAGAAAGCGGGAAUGCCCCUGAGAGGAAAAAACUGUCUUCUCCUAUAGGGGGAAACCUGGAAAGCACCAAUAAGGUCAGAGAUUAAUUCAGAGAAUCACAAAAGUUAGAACCUUUUGGGUUCACUAUCUGUUGCCUGAGUGAAGAAAACUUGGGAGGCUGCAUGAAAAAAGGAUGGAGAAAGCACUUCUUAUAUGUCUCAGUGCUGUUUUUUGAUGGCAGCAAUAGAAAAGAGUCCAUUUUUAAGAACCCUGUGCUAUGGUGAAGUGCUGCAAUUGAAAGCAACAUGCCUAUUUUUUAGGAUGUUCUGAUUUUUCACUGCUUUCUUAUGUACAGUAGUCCAUUCCAUUUUGAGAAAUGUAUUUAUUAAGGGUAUUUAUUACAAAGAAGAAAUCUAAAAUUAACAAAUGUUUUAAACCACUCAUUUGGGAACUUUGAGAACAGGUGUUUGGCUACUGAGUUGAGAAUUAGUUUCCAUUGUAUUUAUAUUUUGUGGUUGUUUAAUUUGGAGAAUUGUUAGGUACAUGCACAUAGGAAAGCCAGUACAAAAGUUAAAUGACACUAUCUGUUUAAACAAACAGGCAUAGUGGGCGCCUUAUAAAACUUUGCAGAAGCCUAUGACCAGCCCAGGGACCUAUAAAAAGGAAUCUAAUCAAAAAGAAUCAGCAAAAUAAAAUCAAAAUGGAAAAAACCUGAAAGUUUCAAAAGAACACAGAUUGGUGCACAGUCAAGUGCAUAAAAAACCAGCAAUAUUUGUUUAGCUUGUGCUAAAGCCAGUGCAAAUUUCACCUAUUUUCAUCACCAUUUGUGAGCAGUAAGACAGUUUCUGUGAAAUUUGACUAGGAUUCUUGACGUUUCUAACAAUUCUGAAAUAAAUCUUUUCAUCACAGAGUGGAUUAUAGGACUGUGCAAGAGGUAAUACAGCGCCUCCUCAUUCUAGUUUAAUCUGCAUUCAAACCCCAUCACUGGAUUGUAUACUGCAGGGGUUGCCAACUCGUGGCCCAAGGGCUGUUUCUGCUCCCGCCACCCAUGCCUCUGAAAACAAGUCUCUUUAAAAAAAAAAUUGGGGGGGGGGUGUCCUGACUUCCCCAUGCUCUGAUGCCAAAAAGUUCUUGUGAUCCAAUCCAGACCGUAUCAGAAUUGUUCCUCUUUUAAAAAAAAAGUUUUAAACUGAUUUUGUAAUGAAUUAUUUUAAAAAUGAUUUAAAACAGAGGGAAAUGUGCUAUGUGUUUGCAUGUGGAACUGAGCUUUAUUUGUGUUUUAAGUUAUGUUCUUUGUAUGUUUCUAUGGGUAAAAUAAAUAAAAAAUAUAUCAUAAACACAUGCUGCAGAUUAAUUAAAUAAACUAUGAGAAUUUCUCUCAGGAAAUUAGUUUUGGAAAUUAGGGGUCAUACCCAAUGCUGCAGCUUUACUGGCUCAAGGGGCUUAAAUGUGCACAAUGGAUUUUCCUUUUUCCCUCCUGUCCCCUGAGCACCAUCAAAAUCAGCUCUGAAGAUUUGGGAGAUCUUCCUGAGCAAAUCUGAAGGAGAUGUAGGAGGAGACUAAAAGUCCUGUUGAGCCAUUGGAACCCCGCUGGUGCAACAUUAGAUAAAACCCUAGUUUUCCACUUUAUGGGUUGCAUCCAGUACUGUGUGUGCCGAGUUCUAGGUGCACAGUGGAACUUCCCCUUCCUUUCAUCUCCCUGUGCACCCUCAAAAUCUGCUCCAGGAGAUCCUCCAACUCUCAGGGGCAGAUUUUGAGGGUGCACAGGAAAGGAAGGGAAAGUUCUGUUGCAUGUGGAAGUCUGUUGUGCUAACAGAACAGCAGUGUUGGACAUGACCCCAUGUUUAAUCAUUUGAGAACCAGGGAACAAACAUGGGGUCGUGUCCAACAUUGCUGUUCUGCUAGCACAGCAGACUUCCACUUAUACAAUAUAACUUUUACAAGACAAAUUUUGUUGGAUAUAUAAAUUUAUGGUCUCUCAACUUCUGAUUUAGGUACCUUAGAGUAGACACUAGAAAAACAAUUAAUUGAAAACCCAAAUCUAAAUGGUUUUCUGGAAGCAGUGUUCAGGUUAGGAAGUACAUAAAUGAAUUAGUUCAUCAUGCAAAUUUUUGGAAGUCCACUACUGGCAUAGAUGUUACCUUGAAUCCCCAAAUAGAUGUAGUAUUUUUCCCUUCAAGAUGGAGGAUUUUGUAAACUGUUUCAACACAUUUACCCUUAGCCAAAUUUCUUAACUCACUUGUACUGAAAUAUGUUGGGGGACAAAUAAUACUAAUCUAGCCUUACUUCAGGAAAUGAAGUUGAUGUAUCAUUAAAAAGUUUAAUCCCCUUCCUGUUCUUUCACAGUCUAAAUAAUAGAAGCAAUUGCAUUGUCCUUUUGAAUCAUAUUUCUGAAAAGGAACUUAUACUGAUGUUCAUAUUUCCUUUCAUGCAGGGUGCCUCUAUUAAAUCAAGUUGUAUACCAAGGAAAGCUGCUGGUAAGUGAAAUUUAUAUUGUUUUCACAUACAAAGGCAUGGUACAUGUGAUUUUCUAUAGUUAGUUAUUGAUGUAUGCCAAAUGCAUUAUUGAAUUUUUAUUUUAACAGCAGACAUUAUUAAUCAAUUAAUUAAAUUUCUAUACCGAAUUAAUUAAUUAAAUUUCAUCUGAAUAUCACAAGGCCGUUUAUAAUAUACAUAACAUAAUAGCAAACAAAAACAAUACCUCACACAGUUUAAAAGGCCUUAGAUAUGUUUAAUUAGCCAAAGGCUUGGGAGAAGAGGAAUGUUGUUGCCUGGAGCAUAAAAAGGCACCAGACGAGCCUCCCUGGAGAGAGCAUUCCACAAACGGGGAGCCACCACAGAAUAGCCCCCCCCCCAGAUCUCUCCUGGAGGAGGCACUCAAAGAAGGACUUCAGGUGCUUGCUGGGUCUGACUUGGUUCAUAUUGGGAGAGGCAGGCCUUGAGGUAUUCCUCCGUCCAGAUCAGAAACAUCUUUCUUUCUUUAAAUUACUUACAUAUCAUCUUGCAUUUCAAAGAAAUGCCGUGGUGGUUUACAUGGCAAUAAGUAAAAUAAAAAUAUACCAUAUAACAACAAAAGAUCCACAUCAGUAAAACAACAAUAAAACAUUUAUUACAAUUACAGUAGCCAGAGAUGCUAGCAGCUGGUGGGCUUGGAUGAAGAUGUAGGUCUUCAGUGGCAGAAGCACUCAACUGUCAGUACCCACCUGAUUCUUGAUUUUGAAACUCACCCUCUAGUUUCAAAAGUAGUUCCUCGUGUGCUGUGUGGUUGGGCAGAUGCUAUUUGAGAAAUGCAUCUAUAGCCACUUUCGGAUUCACAGAACUUGUUGUCUCUUGGUGUUGAUGCUACUGAAUGUCUAUUUCUGUGGGAAUAUCUUAUUUGUAGGGAAUUGAGACAAAUUUGUUGCUUUGUAUAGAGUAAAAUGGAAUUUCCCUGUAGCAGAUACAAGUAGCAGAUUCUAUAUUUUUUUGCUUAUUUAUUUGUAUUUGCUGUCUUCUUUUUUAAAAAAAGGGAAAAAGUCAGGAAAAUCGAACAUUUCAAAGAAGAAAACCACCUCCACCUCUCGACCAGUACCUAAAUCUACGGAGGUAAAAGUAAUGGAAAGAGAGCACCCUCAAUCUUCUCUGAAUUUAGGGGCUGUGCUCCUUGAUGAAGCAGCUGCUACUGGUGACCAAGUGUCAAGGACACUCCAUGCAAGAAAAUCAGAAACAAGUGAAAAACAGAAAAACUCAGCUGAAACCUGUAAAUCUGUACAAUCAGAGCAAGCUGGAGGCACAGCAGUCAUUCCAAAAACACAAUUAUCCAGGUACUUAUUUAGUAGCUGUUUUUAGUAUGCUAUGCUGCUCCCCCACUUUGUAGUAGUGUUGAAACAGCCACAUGUGCUCAUCACUAAACGGCAUUUCCGUGCACUCUGGCUUCUGUCACAGUGUCCCAUUGCACCAGAUACAGUUUAGGCAUGCUAGCCACAUGACCCGGAAAAGCUGUGUGCAGAUCAACGCCAGCUCCUUUGGCCUGAAAGCAGAGAUGAGCACCACACACCAUAGUUGAAUUUGACUGGACUAAACCAUCCAGGGGUCCUUUACCAAUGCACUAAGGUCUGCACCAACCUGCUUUACUGCUAACAAGGUGCAGAUGAGACUAAAGUACUAUGUAAACCCAACGCAAGCAGUAGAAUAACCUCACAUGAGCACAAUAUCAAGUAGCAAUACCACCAAAGGAGUUGACUAGCUCCCGAUUCUGUACCAUAUACAGUGGUACCUCGGGUUACAUACGCUUCAGGUUACGGACUCAGCUAACCCAGAAAUAGUACCUCGGGUUAAGAACUUUGCUUCAGGAUGAGAACAGAAAUCGUGCUCUGGUGGCACGGCAGCAGCAGGAGGCCCCAUUAGCUAAAGUGGUGCUUCAGGUUAAGAACAGUUUCAGCUUAAGAACGGACCUCCAAAACGAAUUAAGUACUUAACCUGAGGUACCACUGUACAGCAGAAAAGUUAAUCCAGAUGAGGGGAAAGUGUUUUGUUUGGUUUUUUUUAAAUCAAUCUUAAGAAGUCUUAGUUACCCUGUGGCACAAUGGGUCAGUGCAUCUGGCUGUUAACCAGAAGGUUGAUGGCUCAAGCCCACCCAUGGAUGACUGUUAGCAGGAUUCUUGCAUUGCUGGGCGUUGAGCUAGAAUAACCCUUGGGGUCCCUUCCAACUCUACAAUUCUGUGAUUCCCAUGAGAGGGUUGUGUUUUUUAAAAAACUAUCAUUAUUAUCACCAUAUGUCGGACAAUUUAUCUUGACAUUUGUAUUAUUUUUGUAUUGAAUAGGUCAUAUAAAAGAUCUCUGGGAUUUUUACCUUUAAUUUGCAAAAAUAAUAAUAGUGAUGAUGAAGUAACUAGUAAAGGGAUUAAACAGCCUCUCCAGGAACCUCAUAUAUUGCUCUCUGAAAGCACUGUUGAAUUUCCAAAGUUGUCCUCAAACAACAAGGAAGAUACUCAAGAAAAUAGUUCGUUUCCAUCAACCUCCAACUGUGAGAAUGGGACCUCCUCUACUGUUCAGGUAUGCAUGAUUAUAUCUACACAUCAUCUAUUAAAGUGUGUUGAACUCCGCAGCUCGUAAGAUAAUGUCCCGUUCUCCAUUUAUUAGUGCAUUCCUCAUUGUGUUGUACACAGAAAGGUGCUUUAGUAGUUAGGCCAUAUUUUGUAUGAAUUGUUUCACUUUGUGACUGAUGGAACGUAGAACUGCAUGGCCUUUUAAAGAAAGGCACUGCCUGUCUUUAAAUCUCUAGCAAAUUUUUGUUUAACUUAAUUAUAAAAAUUUAACAGUAAUUAGUUCUCCACAACCUCCUUGGUCUUUUAGUUACUUAGUUCUCCUAGAAACAUAUACGGUAGGCUCCAACCCGCUUUAAAGGUUUUUUUUACAAUCAAACAGUGUAUAAAUUUUAUAAAACAAACAAACAUGGAAACGUAAACAAUUAAGCCAGAAACAAAACUUCAUUGCCCUGUAGCUGUGUCAAAAACCUAUGUAGAGAAUGAAAGAUAUGUUUUUCUCCAGAAGGUAUUUUUUAAGGACCAUGUCACUGUGUGCAGUCUGGUGUAUGCUUUGUGGCUCUACAUCAUGAUAAAGCAGGGUUUGAAUUACUUCAAAUCAGUGAAGUUAUACAGCAGAGACAGGGAACCUGUGGCCCUUGUUGGACUCCCAGUUCCCUUUAGCCCUAGCCAGCAUAGCCAAUUGUUAUGAAUGAUGGGAGUUGUAGUUGAGCAACAUUUCUCUACCCCUGCUGUAAAGACUACUGGCUAUACCUCUUUAGUCAAUAAGGGAAUCUCUUCUUUAUUGGGUUGAAUCUAAAGCUUCCCUGAACAGAGCUCCUGUCACGGAAAGAGACCACUAAUGGGAGCCAACAAUUUUUGUUGGUUGACCCCCCACCACUACCCCCAGUUCCACAAAUCUGCUCUGAAGGGUUUGGAGACACUCCCACAACAGUGAGAGGUGUUGCAUGGUGCUGCAGAGGACAUGUGAAAUUGGGAAAAAACAACCCACCUCUUCCCUGCCUCCUUUCCAUGUAGAAUUCUCCAUUGGAUCAAAAGCACUUCUGUUCAUGGACGGACUCUCAAGCAAGAGCCACUUUUGGAUUCAAUCCAUUAAAAAAAUGUUUUAUAAUAGCUACUGCAGUGUGAUUUGUAUAGAAAAUUAUAUUCUGAAAAAAGUGAGCAUAAUCAUGCACUCCUAGCAGAUGUUAGUUUAUUAGGCAUACAUUUAACAUUUACAUAUUUCAUAUCUGUUUGUUUUUCUUGUAGAUUUUAUCUGAGUUAUCUAAAAAGGAAGGCAUUUCUAAGGAGCAGGAAAAAGAAGAAGAGCCAACCAGGAUCUCAGAAUAUUUCUUUAGUGAUAUUUUUAUGGAGGUGGAUGAUUCAGAAUAAUUGAGAUGCUUAUCAAAUGCCUGGCAUCCAAGAAUGCACUGUAGCAGUAAUGUAAUGCCUUUGACUAGUCACAAGUUUUCAGUUGGCCCUUACAUUUAAUGCAGAAUUAUUUUUCUUUUACUAUGAAUAAUCUAUCAUUUGGAAACACUGAAGAAAACACAACUCUCUUAAGUUCCAAGAUACUCGCAAGAACAGCACCAGAUCUGUGUUUUAUUUUGGUACAAGUAGUUUCUAGAUGCAUGGCUACACUUGAGAAAUGCCAUGAAGAAUGAGCAGACACCAUCUAAAUAUAAUGCUCAUGUUUGUGGGGGCUGUAAAUUAUCUUUACUUCUUUUUGUGAAGUAAAUGUUUAUGGGAUGUGGAUCAUAAAAUAAGCCAAGUUCUGAUUUUAGUCAUCUUAUUAAUAUUAUUAUUUUAUAACAAAUGCCUAUGUGAAUUUGUUCAAAAAUGUAAUGUUUAAUUUCUUUUCAAUGUACAGAGAUAAACGUGAAAAAAUAUUUAUUUAAGUUGAAUGUAUAGAAAUUUUAACUAUGCCAAGUUAGUUCUGUCUGUCCUGGAGAUAAAAGAGGAAUUUAAUAUUACUCUAAUUCUAAGCACUAAAUUUUAAAUGAAAAGCUAAAAACAAUGAAAAGCAUAAAACGACCCAUCAAACACCCACUGACAAGGAGAAAUUGGAUGUUCAAGAAUAAGAUCAGCCCCAAUAUAUAAAAGGAUAAUAUAUCAUGAUUAUUACUGGUUCCCUCCCCCACUUUUGUUACCUGUUUAGAUUUUUGACUUCUAUCCUUCCCUGUUUAUAACCUUGGUUGGCGAUGAUUUUGCUAAAAGGCACAACUUCCAUGUGACAUUUUUGGGGAAACCUGUCUAAAUCAGUUGUGCUCAUUCUGAGAAAGGUGUCCUGUUUUCUCUGCAUUUUUCUUGAACCUAGUAAUUUGGAUACCAAAUAUUGCUCAUCUCCUUUACUACAAUUAGCAAUUGAAUAUAACUUUAUUCUACAUUUCCCCAUAAAUAUUAAUAUUUGCAAAUACUUGGAAGUAGUUGCUCUCACUUGCAAUUGUCCAACUAGGCAUACAAUUUUGUAGCUGCUUCUCUUUCCCAAAUCAUCUGGUUUGUGACAUAUAUCACCCCAAAACAAAAUUACUGAUGUUAUUAAAUUGGAUAAUAGAAGCAUUACAGACUCUUCACUCUUCAUUGAUAGUUAUCAGUAGCAAUUCAGUGGAUGUCCACUAAGUGUCAGUUCUCCACCAGAACAAACACGGUCCAAAUGCUAUCCAAAUCUGCUUGAGCGGGUUGGACUACCCUCUGGAGCAGAUUUGGGCAGGUGAAGUCGAAAAGAAAAGAAGGGAAACUCAAUUGCACAAGUAAAAGUCCAUUCGCACGACUGCACGUUGCCCAAUAUUUUAAUUUUCAAGCUAACAAGUCUAUAUUUGCCUGCUGGUUUGAGCAUUUGAAUUUUGUUUCAAUUCUGUCAUAUCUGAAGCCCUAAAUAGAACAAAAAAGAGAGCGCCAAAUAAAUGUGAAUAAUUUACCAAAUGUAAAUUUAGAUCAACAGACUCGGAGAAAGUGGAAUCCGUUCCAGUAUGCUGUUACUUCAUGUUAAUCACAUGGAGGAGAUAUAAUGUACUCUCAAAUUAUGUACACUCAAGAGGCUGCUGAAAUAAUGAAAUACGUUUUUAUGUAAUUUGCUGGAAUUGUUUUAAAUUACAAAGCAAAACUAAUUGUUUUUUAGAAAUCACAUAAAAAGCUCAGCUAGAAGGUGCCUUAUCUUUCCUUGCUAAAUGGAAAGAACAAUCCAUCCUAUUAGCUUUCACUGUAAACCAUGUUUUCUUGGUUAUCCCUUUUAAACGUCUUUAAAACAUGCAUAUUUCUUUCAUGAGUAUUGUAUAUAUUUAAUGACAGAAGGGAAGUAAAUAUGCUGGGUUCAGAAACAGCAUUUCAUUUGCAUAAAAAUAUGAUAAGGGGUUGCUGUCCUGGAAAGUGUGACACACUUUUUUCCUCAACUGUGUGUAAUGUUCCUGUGGAAGCUUUCUAUUUCAAAGAAAGCGCAAGUAGCGCUUGUGUUAUAUAUGUAAAUUAUGUGAAUAAAUAAUUUUGUACCACUGAACUUGUUAAGUCUUUCUUUAAAGGCUGGUGAUUUAGGGUGCAGUAAAUGGUACUGCCAACCUAGCAAUUUGAAAGCACAUCAAAGUGCAAGUAGAUAAAUAGGUACC